This is a messenger RNA of Xyrichtys novacula (pearly razorfish), 61494 nucleotides long. The record is from the annotation of a GenBank genome assembly. NCBI's taxonomy places the organism in Eukaryota, Metazoa, Chordata, Actinopteri, Labriformes, Labridae.
UGUCACUUCACUGUAACCUUCCGACUCCGUAGCGAGCGCCUGAAACUUUCUGUUGGCCGUCGAAAAUGUUGUUAUUUCACGUUGCUGUCGGUGUUUAUUUCUGUCUUUGUUAGAAUAACAUUUUUCAGCGAGUGAAGGAGGAAGAAGACACAGAAGUCUCCGUGUUAGAAGGCGUGAAAGUCAGGUUUCUGGACGGACAGACUUGUUGCAUGUGGUGACAGCGGUGAUACAGGUAGGUAGGCAUUAAUGGGGCCAGUGUAUUUGUGUUUGGUCAACUCUUCUGUCACUCUCUCUGUUUGUCUUGCUCCUAAGUUAUAUCGCACCUUUGCAUUUAUUUUUGUUGAAGUUGUAAAUUGACAGCGUGGUGCGGAGCUGCUCCCAUAUUGGGCGGAGACAGCAGCAACAGAGAGAGGGAAAAUGAGUUAUAACUGUGAUCAAUCAUUUAGACUGUGUAUCCAUCCGAGGUGAGACAUUAGAAAGAAGCACAGGUUACAACUGUGUAAGAGCAAUUUGUUUUGUAGCCUGUUAUUAUUUUCUGAAAUUAAUCUCGUUUUCUAAAACCUACUUCACACUUAUGUUAUUCUUAGUAGGCUAUUACGGUGGCCGAGAACCGCCACUGCUGCUGCUGCUGCUGCAAGAAAUAAAAAAAAUAGAAAAAAUAAAUAAAAAAUUGCAACAGAAGUUACUAAUGCAAAAAAUGAAAUAAACCGAAGCCUGCUGCAAAUUUAAAAAAAAAAAGAAAUGGUGCAGAUAAAAAAAAGCCACAACGGAAGUGAACAACGCAAAAAAAACUGGGGAUAGAAAAAAAAAGUUACUUACUGCAAAAAUUAAAAGGAUGCAAAUUAAAAAAAAAAAAACACAACGGAAGUGAGCUGCCGGGGACCAAUAAUGAUGACACACUGGUGUUUUACCAUCUAGGCACAGAUGACAAUGGCGAGAAGACGGGCAAAGAAGUUAGUGGAAAAGUUGUUGUUUAAUUUCGCUUCCUGUGCUUUUCAAUGUGUCAUUUGGUUAGGCCAUGUAGCGCAUGAGUCCAUAUGAAGUUGAACUGAAGCUAAUAUUACCUGGGUAUCCUCCAGUUCAACUUCAUAUCGACUCAGGCGCAACAUAGCCUGACCAAAUGCCACAUUGAAAAGUCCCAUCCAUCCAUUUUCUACCACUUAUUCCUGUUGGGGGUCGCAGGGGGGCUGGAGCCUAUCCCAGCAUCUUCGGGCGAAGGCAGGGGACACCCUGGACAGGUCGCCAGUUCAUCGCAGGGCUGACAUAUAGAGACGAACAACCAUCCACGCCCACAUCAACACCUAUGGGCAAUUUGAAAGCAGCCAAUUAACCUAACCCCACUUCUGCAUGUUUUUGGGAUGUGGGAGGAAACUGGAGUACCCGCAGUAAAUCCACGCAGAUACAGGGAGAACAUGCAAACUCCCAUUGAAAAGUUCACUAAACGAAAUUAAACAAUAACCUUUCCACUUACUUCUUUGCUCAUCUUCUCACUGUCGUCUUCUGUGCCUAGAUCGUAAAAACCAGUGCAUCAUCAUUAUUGGUCCCUGGCAACUCACUUCCGUUGUGGCUUUUUUUUAUUUGUACCCUUUUAUUUUCGCAGUAAGUAAUUUUUAUUUAUUUUUUUGCAUCAUUAACUCCCAUUGUGCCUAUUUUUUUAUCUGCACUGCCUCUUUUUUAAAUUUUUUCAAUCUCUUUUUCAAUUAUUUUUUUGCAUUCUUUUUUAUUUGCAGCAGUAGCACUUCUCGGCCACCGUAGACUAUUAAGCUUACAACAGAGGGGAUUAGCUUGGGAUGCAAACUGUACAUUUUGCCAGUGCCAGCCUUCCAGUGGGUGACACCAGUCUACCAAAAUGAGACAAAAUUGUCCCCUCAAAACAAACCCACUUUAAGACUUUUUAGUGCACCUGCAAGUUAUAGCUCUGAAACUCAUGUGAAGUCUCUCAUUUUCCCCUCAGUAGUGUAUACUGUUAAGAAUAAUAUGCUUUCACUCCCAAAAAUAGGUCCAUACAGGUAGUGGGAGUUGCACACAGAACAUUUAUCAAAAUAUCAUUUGCCUUAAGUUAACAUCAGUUGUACCUGGGUUUUUCUCUCAUUCAUUCUGCCUCAGGCUGCAGUCAUUUUUUCUGUCUAAUUACUUCCUCUUUCACUGUGCACCACACUUGACAGUGAUGGAUAGCAGGUUAAAAAUGGACAUUUUCUCCUUAGUUGGUGUAUGUUGGAUUGACUCAAGCACACAUGGUGUUCUUCCCUCAGACCAAAGGACCUUGGAAAGAUUGUGUUCCCCUCUGCUUUUCCCAUUCCAAUAUGAUACAGUUUGUCUUCAUUUUCUCCCAACUUGGACUCAUUUUCAUGAUGUAUAGCUGAAGCACAUCAUCAAGACAGAAGUGUAGGUUAUGUCAAAGUUAUGCCAUCAUGAUUACAGUCCAGGUUGCAGAAGUAGUUAGUGUUGCAGCGCAGCUCUGAGGAACAGUGGAUCAGCUGUGAAAGAUGGUUGUUCUCUGUUUGGAUGUUUGUCAAAUAUCAGAAAUCAUUUCAUUUUAAAAUACAAGUUUAAGAGGCUGCCUUAUCUGUGCAGUUAGAUCAGUGCAGAGAUCAGAAUAUUGAGGUUGUAAAGUCACCACAACGUUUGACAGGCAGAACAGGGCACAUUUAAUCUUUCAGUCUCAUACAGUCUUCAUCUUUUUAAUCCAAGUUUCAAGUUAAACGUCUCUUGAUGUUGGUAAUCAGACUGUUCAUAAUACACCAGUAUCACCCAAAUUAGAUACUGUGUUAUAUUUUAGACGCAAGUACGCAGAUAAUGAACAUGCAUGAUCAAGGGGAUGGAGGUAUCUACAAAGAUUUAUUUUUACUUCUUAAGGUAAAACAUUCCCACAAAAUGGGGUAACCUGCCACAAAGAAUUGUGGUCAUUGCAGAAUAAUCUUAUGAUUGUUUUCACGUUACCCAGUUGCUUUAUAAAAUGCCAGAAAACACCUAUCACAAUAAUCCUUAGCCCAGGUUGAAUCUCGUUUUAAUAAAGACAUUUUCCUUUUUGCCACAUAAGACAAAGAAAGCAACAAAUCUUCACAUUUAAACUGCAAAAAAUGAGAAUAGUUUGCGUUAUGGAUUGAAAAGUAACUUUCUUGCGAACAAUUUUGUUUCUUUGGCUAAUAAUUCUUUAAGUACUGUAAAGAUUCCAGCACUUUUUGCAUGAUGUGUUUAAAUUCUCAUCUGAUGAGGCCACAGUUUUCCUUUCCCGUCCUUAGACUGCCUGAGGAAAAAGCAUUUAUUUUUUAUGAAAAAAAAAAAAGAAUCCAUAACCUCAUAAAUGACACAUCCAUUGUGACUUAUAGCCAUUACAUUUUAAAGCUUUUUAUUUUUCUAGGGGUGAUGUCACAUCCUCUGAAUGAUAUAUUUUAUAGGCAUCUUUAUUGGCAUUUGGGAAUGUCUUGUUUUGUUUUGACCCAGUUUUUUCUCUUUCUGCUGCAUUUCAUAUUUGCAGUCUGACCUGAGCUUCAACAGCUGUGACCUGAGGAUUCAAAGUCUGAAUUUCCUCCACUUUUAAAAGUGUGGUAGCACAGCAGGAAUACUGCAGUGUAUCAUGUCUGCAGCAAUGAAGUGAACAAUUUUCAUUCACACAUGUAGCAGAUUCCCUACUGUACUCUACAUGUGCUUCACGUUUUCUUUAAGACUUGACUUCAGAUGAAAGCUCUCCAGUCUGCUCUCCUCACUUUUGAAGUUACAUGCUCCUCCAAUUACUGGGGCCAUGCAGUCUCCCCUAUGGUGUCCUUGGACAGCUCUUUGAGUGCCUGAAAAUGUUGCGGACCAUUAAUUCUGGAUUGUCUUCAUCUGUUUGCAUAAUUUUCCCUCUGUAACCAUUUUCCUUCCCCUUUUUCAUAGUCUGUGCUCUCUCGUUUGUUUUUUAAGCGUAAGUCUUCAAGUGAUUUCAAUUUUUAUAAAUUUUUUCAACACACCUGACAGUUGUUAAACUUUAACAUCAGUGUGUUUUAUGGUGCACAGUCUGUCAGCUGUGUACUGUACACAGCCUGUGUGUUUUACAGCCUGCGAGCUGAUGUUGCCUAUUGAAACUCUUCACCUGCCAACAGAUAGGUUUACAGAUGUAUUCAGCUAUAUUUUUUAUUCUUUUUAUACACUUUCAAUAAGAUGUAGAAUCCCACAAACCCAGCAGGGCAGGUUGUAAACAGAAAUCAAUUUUGUGCUGUUUAGUUUCCUCUUCCUCCUGCAUUUUAAGGUUUUUCAGGUAGACUAAUUUGCUGUCAGGCAGGAGGUUGUUUUUGCAACUCAGGCAGACUACAGAAAUUAAUUUGUCCAAAUAACCAAGUCCUCCUGGGCCAUGGAGGUUGGGACACCGAAUGGCCCUGGUAGGCAAAGCCGCCUUUUGAAGUCUGGAAUGUUUUGGCUGACUUAGAGCAGGCGACUGGAGUGGAGGGAUCAUUUUCACUGACCCAUGGGAUUUUUAACCAUUUUCAUAUACUGAGAACAAAACAGAGUGAGGAAAAAUGCCUGAGUUGAUUUGCAUUGACUUUGCUAUCAAAAACGGAGGAGGGGAAAAUGAAGUGAAACUGAUUUAAAGGUUCUUUGGAUUUUUAGAGCGUGAAUUUUUACCUGUGUGGUUGCCAUGACAUUAAGGAGUCUGAAAUUUUCUCUUUAAAGUUUGAUUGUUAACUCUCUGGCCUUUUAUCAUAUAUAAAUAGAAAUGUAUUAAUGUGAUGUGAGUGCUAAUUGGCUGGUCAUUUGUACUGAGGGCAAAGUUGAUAAAAAGCCACCCCUUGUUAUACAAACGCUUGGAUUGUACACUUCCAUUUGAUCGAAUCUCUCAUCAGGGGCUUAUACUGUUAGUUUCUAAUUUUUCUUAUAUCUAUUAGUAUAAUCGCCACUGUAUUUACAUUAAUAAAAUCAAUUCCUAUUUAUACAUCAUCCUCUCAAGGACUUUAAUUACAACAAGUAAAUGCUUUUAUUAAACAAGCUCGAGGAAAUGGAAGUGCAGGAAACCAGGCGCUCUUGAGUAACGGGCCACUUGAGUUUCCAGCGUAAUAAAUAAUUCACAGCUCUGUGUGAUGAGCUGCUGAGGACAGAAAUCCCUAAUGACAGCUUUUUAUAACCUAUGACUCAGCUGGCCAUUAUGCUUCUGACAUCCCAACACAGACCGCAUUCCCUCUGCAUGCUCAGUGCUCACUCUGCUCUCCCUGCUCUCUCUCUGCACACUGCUUCACAUUGACAAAAGGGGGUUAUAUUACAGACUGAUAUAUACAGCCACUGAAUGAAGAAAAUUGAAAGGAAAACAUAUCUAAAUCAGAUUAUUGUGUUUAAAUGUAGUCUCCUAUUAUGUAAAAGUGCUGAGGUUCCCUUUCAAAAUAUGUCUACACCAACUUGCAAUAUGUGUUUUAUUUAAUACACUGUACACAAGUGUCUUUACAGCCAGCUUAGUUUGUUAAAUGCCUACCAAAAAGAUAGGGGGGGUCUCUUAGGUUACAAAAUAUAAGGAGAAGGAUUGUGGUUAUUGUUAGACAUGUAUGCAGGUGCAAUUUGUUUUUUAUAUUUUUUGUCAGCAUAUGUAGACUUGGCACCUUUUCGGGCAUGUUUAAUCCAAAACUACAACCACUGUCACAGUUGUUUUAACCAUUUUUUAACGAGUGAUAUCUGACACUAAAAUUCCACAAAUGUGGCACACAAAUUAAGCCAACUAAAACACUAAAGUACAUGACAACUCAUGUGUCUACUCUGCACAGUAUGUUUUAAUAAUUAUCAUUAAAUUAGACCAAAAAAUUUGAAGUGGACUGACAACCGAGAGGUAGUAUAAAAACUAAGAAAGUACACUGUUUUGUUUUAGAGAAACAGAGCAAGUGUGAAGUUCCCGCCUGGCAACAACAGUUGUUCCCUAAUUGCUUGAACAAACAAUCACUCCUUGAUUUGUCUUGAAAAUAGUGAAAACAGUGAAUUAAGUUGAAAGUAUCUGUAAGGUUUCCCUGCCAUAAAUGCAGCUGUUGUAAUUAAUUUCUCUCCCUUGUCACUUCCUUCAUUAGGUCCACGCUGGAGGCUCUCGGCUAACCUUAAUGUGCAUUUCUGCUGCUGUGUACGUGCUAGGUAAGAGUCUGAAUAAUUGAGUUCCUCCGGUCUGCUUCAGGCCUGUGACUGAUCAAGUGUUACAGUGUUUGAUUGGCAUAAUGGCACCGUACCCCCCUAGGUGAGGUCAGCUUGAACAACAUCUGGGCCUAGAAGACAUUAUGCAACUCCCAGAAUGAAAGACAAGGCCUCAUUGGGUAUUAGCUGAUAUCAUUAUUGUUAUCAUUUUCAAACCUCACUUAGAAUUGGUGGUUAAUUUUAGAUGCAAAAACGAUCCGAUUACUCAGGGCUCUGCUUGUGGCUGUCCCCAGAGUUAAUGCAGGGAAAUAAAUCUGGUGGCCUUGAUUAAGUACCUGACAAUAGAGUUAGCACAGCACUAGUGGUUUAUAGUGAUACAGCGGACAUGCACAAUUAGGCCCACCAAGUAAUUUACAGUACUGCUUGCAGGUGGUGACCCUGUAUGAGCUAGGGACCACCUCAGAAACAAAUUAAAUCCAAUAGGCAAGCAGAGAAGCAGAUCUGUAGGACUUCCAAAUAAAGCAGAGCAAUCAAAGAUUAAAAAACGGCUGAUGCAUAUUUCAAAUUUGUUUUAUUUUGUUCUCGUGGAAGGAAUAACAUCUGGCACCAGGUUUUUUAUCCAUUAUUUUCUUGAGAAUGAAUGAUCACUUUUAUACGUUGUUGAUCUUUUUACGUCAGCGUGCGCCGUUCUCCCCGCACUGCUACCUAUUAAUUAUGAAAUACUGUAGGUCUUGGCCAUUUCUUUUUACUACUUCUUCCUGCUGAACUCGGUGUGAAAGGCUGCUGUUCUUAUAAAGGUGUGUAAAAGUAAGAGCGGGGGAAGUUCCCCACCAGCAGACCCCGCUCUCUAAAGCAUUAUGUCAUUCGAGUCAAAAAGGCACGGCUGAAGAAAAAUAGCUUGUUUCACACAUGAUAGACACCUUAACACAUGGAGCAAAUGGAGCGGGGUAUGUGGCUACCACUCUUUACUCGAACAGAACUGCACUGCCCCCCUUACAUAAGAAUUCAUACAUUCAUUUAAAAGGUCUACUAUAUCAUUUGAAUGUCAAUUUCAAAUUUAAGAGCAAAGUUUUGAAAAAAAAACAACAAAACGCAAAUGAUUUUUACUGCAUUAAGAGCACAAAAAACAUCAUUUUUCAAAUGGUUACAAACUUUAUUAACAUCUUUUUUUAUUUUAUUUUUUUAAAUAUUAAGGAGUUAGCAGCUAAAGGAUAUCUUUAUCUUUCAGUGUAAUUUGAGGUGCCACAUAAAACAACAGCAUAUCAACCCAAAACAACACAAAUAAAGAUAUAUAAAAGCAUUAUAAACAGUUAUAGUUAAUUGAAAGGCUAAUGGCAGCAUGGUCUAUUUAUACUAGAGGUAUUAGUUCUGCAUCUUGAGUUUCUUAUCCACUCCAGUGAUAUUACUGUACUGUGUGUGAUACAGUAAAGAAAAAUAGUGCCCUCUUCUGCCCGCCCGUCGCCUGCCUGCCUGUCUCUGUCUCCUGGCUCUCAGAUUGAAACAUUACUUCAGGUUUUGUUGUAGUUUACAGAGUGGAGACCGCCACUCUGUGUCUGUGGCUUAUCAGCCUCUUGUACAGGUCAGAUCUGGGCUGAGUGGCAGGACCCCUGGAAUAACUCUGACCACCCUGAUCCCCACUGUCAGCACGUCAGCUUUAGUGUGAGGGGAUUUCAUCAAGGCCACCACAGUACAGUGGUCUCCCUAUUCCACACGAUGGACCACUUGCUGGGCGGGUUUCCUCAGCAAGCCUGUUUUAUUUAACAGGAACAUGUGGUCAGUAUCUUGAUUUGUUGAAUCAGCCGAGUAUUGAAAUAUGCAACUUGAAUUGAUGUUAUAUGUAAAAUGAUCAAUUACCUUUCUGUUAAAUGAUAAUCUAUUAUCAGUCAUGCCUUUUAACAAACCAUCUAUUGUUAUGUCGGCCCUUUUAUUGCCAGUCAGGGCAAGUCCUCAGCUAAACAGCCUUCUAUUUUUAUGUGCGUCAUUAAUUCAUGACGAACGCCCUCAAAUAGAGAGAAAAGCUAAUUGGCAUAAACUCCAGUGAUGUAAGCAGCACCACACUAGCAACAGCUGUGUGUGGCCCACAAAUGCUUGCACAGCUAUUUUAGAGCUCUUCCGAUCCAAAAGAAAUAUACUGUACUGCUACACCUGCAAUGCAAACCGGUCUUGUAGAAAGACAGUGUUAGCAGCAGAACAUUUAGUGUUUUCCCCUGACAGAGAGAGGAUUAGUUCUGUUGAGCUCAGCUAUUAUAUUUGUGACCUUCUGUCAAAACUAAUACAGCAGCAAUCAUUAAUACAUGAAGCCUGUCUUUUCUGAGAUGAUUGCUUUUUCUAUUUCGAGUCGAUAUUGUGAAUGGGCAAUGGUUGGAACAAUUACCACAUAUGUCAUUCAUGUUUUUUUAAUCUGCACAGAUGCUUUCUAUAAAACAAGAAAGAAAAUGCAUGAAUAAGCUUCUAAUUAUGAGUACUAUUUCCACCCAGCCGAUCAGGAAACGCUCCCAGUGUCGUUUCCACAGAUGCAAGAAUUACUCCAAGCAGGUCUACUGGUACUGUAUUUGGCAUUUGUGCCACUAAUGUUUAAUCUCUCAUUAGCCCCUAGGUGACAUGAAACAGCAUCAACCUCAAUCUUGUAUUUGCCAAUCAGAGGUGGGUUGAGUGACAGGCACAGAACAGCACAUCCCUUAUGUAAACCUUUCCUCUCCCGCCACGAAAUUAGAGUGGCUGUUGCUACACGCCACCGCCUCCUGCUUCUACACAAAUGAGAAAGUAAGCACUCCAGUUCAGAAGUUCACAUUUUGGAUGAGUGCCGGAACUACUUAAGGCCGGUGACGUUUUUCAGGGGAACAGGUGGUCAGAGUGACAUAAUUCUGGCUCAGUGUUUGGAUCCUUAGAAAUUAGGCCCUGCUGCUCUGCCAAAAGGGUCAUUACUCUGUCAAUAUGUAUGAAUGCAAGUUAAUCUGACUUAUUACUAAUCUAAACUGAUAAAAAAAAAUUAAGAUACUACCUGGAAUGCUUCUUUGUACCAGCUCAUUUCACAUGGUAUGGAUUUUUUAUAAACAAGCAACCGAAUAAAUAAAUAUCAUAGAUUUGCCUCCAACUUUGACAUGUCUUGAGGCUUGGCUGAGAAAGCUAUUUAUUCUCAUACACUGUUAACUCCUGGCACGUACGCGUUCGAGAGGAAUGCCAUUCAGAAUGCAGAAAAUAUAUUUAGUUCUCGCCAACAGACAGCAAAAGGCACCAGAGGGUCUAGGCCCCUGUGUGAGAACAGUUAUUUCUGUCGCAGUAUGGACUUUCAAUUACUGUAAUACGCUGACUCCUUCAAGAACAUCAGGAGCAAUUAACCAUGUCGAUACAUCAUACAUAUAGAAGACAUGUAAACAUCACAUGCAUAAACAUGACACCUACAGAACAAAUCGUAUUUGGAUAUUGCUUUAUUUUUUUUUUUAAUGUAAAUAAAUUAUUUGCUCUAUUUUUUUUUUUAAGUGUCAAAGGAGGUCAAGAUUGCAUCAGAGUUUAAGAUUUUUCUUGCUUUGUUUUCAGUUAUUAAACCAUUAACUACACCACCCAAACAGGAAUCCUGAUUUGUUAAACAUCUGUGGGCCCAUGGCGAAACAAAAAAAAAAAACUGUUGCGUCCGUGUGUAAAAAAAUGUGCAGUAACAGUUUGACGGGUUGCGUUAAGCCCAUUAAUAGAUAGGUGCUUAUAGACAGUGGAAAUACCCCACAGCUGCAGUCUGUUUGCAGCUCCAUAUGUGAUCCUCCUGUCAGACUUACUACCACACAGAACAAGUCUCAAUUGCAGCCGUACAGAGCUGUGUCCAGCAAAUAUUCACAGCGCACAAUGCAUCAGCAGAUGUUCCGCUUUCACUCACUAUCACAAAGACAAUGCACAAGAUUGGUGACAGUUUGUUUGUAUAUGUUUUGUAUAAAUGCAUUUUAGUUCUUUUUUCUUAUUAUCAGCUUUUAACAUCCUGAAACCGUCUCCGUGGUUUUACUCUGGGAAACCCUGUGAGGUCUGAGCUUAUAUUUGGGGCUGGUUUUACCUAAAGCUGGGCAAAUCUUGUAGCAAAGCCUAGUGAUUCAAACAGGGAUGAACAGAGAACAAUGCCCAGAUAAGUGAAUUACCUACCUGGUAGGAAUACACAGAGGCUGUGUCCUGAAGCUAGGCAACUGGCAGGACUGUGUUUGCAUUAGGAAACAGUUGAGCACCUCCUGCAAACACAACUUAUCCUGUUUAAUUGGUGCAUAAUUCCUCUAGAGCUGUCAUACAUGUCUGUUUUCUUGACCUGCACAAACAAUAGAGGGUAGUUUGAGUAGUCAUUGAGUGGUUAAGUGGGAAAUCUCUUGAGAGGCAAAGAAAGGCAGUAGAAAUUGUGUAAGUGCUUUUGAGUCUUUAGAUUUGCUCAUGUGGUGUGAUCUCAGUCAGUUGUUUGCCAUGGUUGUAACUGAAUUUUAAGCUGUGUCACUUUUUUUCCACCUUAUUUUCUGCUUACCAAACUGAAAAUUUAGUCAUCAACCUCACCAGUACUUAACAUUUUAUUCUUAAUCAGUCUUAAAAAAGAGAAAUGCACCAACUAAACAAGAGAAAACUACAGCUCAAUAUGGAUUGAGACGAUAGAAUUAUACUCGUAGGAUUGUUUCACAUUUUUUCAUCUUUGCCCUCAGCUUUGGAACAAAAUCCAUCUGGUUUAAUAAUGAAAAAUAGAUUUCUUAGUCACAUCUCUGCACUUGUCAUGAGUAAACAAUACCUGUACCUUCUCUCAGUACUCAAACUUUUUAAAUGUCCUGAAGGAGUUCCUGUUCAAGUCCCAAACCUACAGAGAUCUCUAAUGAAGGCUUUACCUUCCAGGCAAGCAUAUUUCUCCAAAUGACAGUAAUUUACAUAUGAUGUAUUUAGAGAAGAAGAGGGCAGGCUAAUUCUAUUUAGAGAUUUUCCUUUGUUUUAGGAGUCAUUAGCAGCUAGCUCAAAUCUAAUUUUUACAAUUUCAUCAGGCCAUCUUGGAAAGCCUCUGUGAGCUCAUCAGAGAGGAGCAUUUAUUGCUAAGUGUUCUCUAUUGCAUUAGCACACAAUAAAGCGGCCAGGGACUGCUACAGACGUUUAUGUGGAAUCCAGUUAACACUCCGCCAAUUCGUUUUUUAUUGGGACACAAUCAAUUUUUAUUCAUUUUAAAGCCAGAAUGCUUUCUUUCAUUGUGUGCCUCCUCCAGCUUAUUAUGCCCUAAACUAAUUACUCAGUUGUUUUCACAAAAUGCUAAUGUUUAUGUUAAAGAUUUCCUCUUUGAAAUGCAGGGCUGGGAUGCAUAUGCAUGAUUCGAAACACUCUGUCACAUAUGAUUUCCAUUAUCAUGCACUUUAAACUGUGUUGUUUAAGCCUAAUAAUUGCUUUCAUUUAAUUUGAAUCAUAUAGCUCUUCUAUCCAAAAGGUGAAUUUAUGUAUCACCUGGCUGCUGCUUGUCACAUCGACUGAUGUUGUAAUGGGAAACAGUCAACUAAGACCCACAUUAUUUCAUAUAGGUAGCAAACUAAGCUUUAUUUUGUGUGGGAGACUGGUAUUAGACAACAGACCAUGAUGCUUGAACAAUUCAACUUGAAAUUAUUUCUGAUGCUUAACAAAAAGAAAGUCUUGAAUUGUGUUGAAAAUUAGAUACUGGUCUGACUUUUGGGUUUCUAUGUAUAGGAAAGUAACAGAGAUCUAAAUGCAGCUUUUUAGUGUUUACUCUAUAGAUUUGCCUCUUAAAGCUGAAGCUGCCAUUUAUUUCUGUGCUUGUGAGAAUAGCAGAGAAAUCUGCCCGUGUGCCUUACAGCAGCUUGACUCUUCUCAAUGUGUGCAUCUUAGCUCCUGUGUGAUAAUUAGAGCCCUUAAGUGCAAACCCAGAUAACCUCGCCCUCUUCAGCCCCUCCACUCAUUCACCAGGAAAGUCUCUAAUGGCUCCCAUUUGACUCUGAUAUCAUUUAUUGUUUGGAAUCGGAUGAACUCCUUGAUCCCCUCACUAUUUUCACUCAAGCACAUUUGACCUAAGCUGUAAAGUAGGCAACAGAUGUCAAGUCUUACUCUUUGCCCUGAAAUGCUUUCCCAUCAGUAAAAAGCACAGGCAUCCUCUACUGGGUAUUAUAUUGCACUAUGAACAAACUAUGAAUAUUCAUAGCAGUAUCCUCUGACAUUGCUCAAAUGAGUGUGCGCACGUGCUGAUAUUUUUAUUUUUUCCAGUUUUGGGAUUUGUCCUGCUGCAGGAUCUGGAAUGCUUUCAACACAUUGACAAGAUGACAAGUUAUCAUUGAUCCGUCCUUACUUAGUGGGAUCCAUUAAAUAAUGUAUGGGCUCCUGUGCAUUACCAAUGCACUCUCCUGUCCUCGACCCAUUAGAGGAGGAGGGCAUGGGGCCCCUAGCGGCUCCAGGCCCUCUGAGGUCCUCAGGCUUUCAUUUAAUUAAAUUAUCCCAUAAUGAAAACUCCAGUAAUGAGAUUAAUUUUAAUUAUUUAUCAGCGGCCGAUUUGAGGGAGAGACUGCAUCAAUAAUGCAUGGACAGGCUAAACAUUUUUCAAUUCAUCACCUUUUCCUUUUGUUAAAGGUGCAAUUUAUUAAGUGCUGUGCAGCUGCUAGAGGUGAUGGUGGUGGAGAUAUGGACGACCAGGCCCUGGGGUCAGAAAGAAGGGCUUGACUGUCACCUGAUAAUAUGCAUUAUAUUGCGAAAUCAGACCAAGAUGUGAGUGCUCUGCAUACUAUUGAGGGAGCAUGAGUUUUAUCCUGAUAUCUUUGCCUGAAAAACACAGUUAUGGCAAUCGGAAUCCAUCCUAACAGUUCAGUUUUCUUCAGUUUCUCACAGCUUUGUGGAUUUGAUAUUAAUACCUAAAGGCAGAGAAGUAAUCAGACUUAUGCCUGUAAUCCACGGCUGUUGUUUGUUUACUUCCGUCAGGUUGGUAUGUUGAUUCCCCUUGUGUGAGCACAUUAGAAGAUUUUGGUGUCCAGCCAACAGAAUUGGGGAAGAUUGUCGACUGUCGCUCAGUGUGCAACUGUAAUUAGCUGGCAUGGAAGUGUGUUUAUUUGAGUUCCCGGGCUAGAGAGAGGCAGCAGACGCAGUGGAGAUGUGUAAGGUGAUACUUUGUUAAAAACAAUUACCCUUUGUGAUUUAAAUGAGCACAUUUCACUUCUUCAUAACUUUUAUAUCAGCUGACUGAAACACAUGGACUGGCAGAGCGGCGUAAGUGGCCCAGGGCAGGAGACAAGAAUGUCAUUGGGAUGGUGAGCCGAGUGCAUUUAUCAGGCCUUCAUCAAUAGUCAAUUAAUAAUUCAGGCCGAGUCUGGGGCUUCUUUAGGGCAGGGUUUCAGCUAGCUUGUAAUUUUGUAAAUUGCAUAGUCAUCAUGCAAUGGACAAGCCAGGGUGCUCUGAGAGUCGGUGUGGAUGCAGAUCUAUAGAUCGGUCUUUGGGAUUAUUUAGUAACAGGUAGUGGAAGAGUUUUUAACCGGAUGUGGUGGAAACGUCGUCCAGUUUUCUCUCUGGAAACUAAGGGCUUCAUGAAGAGGCUGAGAUUACCCCAAUUUUAAGAUUUCACAAACACAGCAUGAAAGUUCCUAUUAUGAACACACAACACAAAAGACUGCGGAGCAAGAGAUGAGGGUUUGAUUGCAAAGGCAACAAACUUAGCGCUGUGCACACAUCGUUGUUAAAGUGGCUCAUUAACUUUCUGCUUUACCUUGGCUUCAGAGUGAACUGUCUUUGCCAGGUCAAAAUGUCACUCCGUAUUCAGAUUGUAGCUUUUGUCAAACCUCUAGUCCCACCCCUUCGGCAGAUUUCCACCAGAUACUUCCUGUGACUUUAAGAAACAAACAGGCAUUUCUUUCCAUUGUGAGUUGUUCAAGGUGCUUCAGCCAGGUGCAGCGUUCACAGAGCAGUCCGAGGCCAGUGAAUGAGCAAACCCCUCAAUUACCCCCGUCCAGCUCUCUGAUAACUCCCAUUCAAUACCCUCGGUCCUCUGAUUGCCCUGACCAGUAUUACCUGUUCUGCGUCCAAAAGUGCGCUAUUCUUCCACAUUGUUUCCAAGGCAACUGGAAGUUUUGGUGACCUAUAAAAAGUUGCUACUCCUGUAACUGAUCCCGGGCUAGGCGGUUGUUUGUUUCCAUGGCAGGCUGCUGGGCUAUAUAUAGGACUUUCUAGCUUGUACUAGUUACCGCAGAAAGCAUUACCAACAAUUUGAUUCAUUUAUUUAGAAGGAAAAAAUUCUCCUCUGGUUUUGAUGGACUGCAGCUCGAGAUCUGGCGGAUGUUUUUAGAAUAAAAUAAAAACACCUGGGGCUGCAGGGAUUGAGUCAGAAAGUCGAGAGGAAGAGGGCUUCACACUCUUCUCCUCUGUUUUGCCACUGUCUGCUUUCUCACCUAAACCCAGAAGCGGAUCCUUGUAACAGGACGUAAUGUUUGUUUUGGAGUCAGAAGCAUUGCCCCGGAUGGCCGGAAUUUCUCUGUUGUGGUUCAGCUUGUGUUUUUAGCAAAGACGCGCGGAGCUGCUGGUAUUGAUGAUUCAUUCGUUCAUCAUCAGAGGUCUCUGUCAGUUCACCGUGUCUCCAUUUACUAUGUGUGUCUUAAAAAAGGCUAAUCAGGGAACCCUCCUUAUUAAAGUCGUAAUUUAUCAGUGAUUCACAGAAGUUGAAAAGAGAUCUAUUAUCAAAGGUGUCAAGUACAAAGUUCAGGAAGAGAUCUCCCUCGAGGCGUUUGGCAGCUGCACUUAAACUUCACUCAACCUAACCUUUUGCUGUAUUUUAGCUGCGUAUCCACAGUGGUCUGUGUACACGUGUUACUAGAAUACUUCUAUCUUGUUUCUAAAACAUUUUCAAUGUUCAGUUUAAAUUCUGUAACCCGGUUUUAAAAUGUAAUCAAUAUUGCUUCUUGAAAACUGAAUGUAGGAAGAGGAAGAGCCUUUGAGUCCACAGAUAAUAUUUAAAGAGGUUUCACAAUAGAUGGAAUGAGAUGGACUUUUAAAAGAGGUGAGAUAUCAAUAGGAAUCCAUUUAGUUUAUGGACUAGAUACAUUAACUUAACUAACAAUCAAUCACUCCCAUCUUUAGAGCUUUUUAAUGCACGUAGAUCUGACAUGUCAAUACAUUUCCAGCGUCAUGCUCACUCUCAAGUCUACUGUUGUGGUUUUUCACCUAUCAGAGUCUCAUAGUUACCACACUCCUGUUGUGCACCUUUUCCUGUACAGUGCAGUGAAUUCCAGUAACACUGCUCUGCAACAAAUACACUUUUACAAUAGCAAAGGUUAAAAGGUUUACAGGAAUAUACUCAAACAGUGGACUUAAGAGGGAAAUAGUUCACCUCAACAUUUUGUCUUUCCAUUUACCAAAUGUACAUCUGACUUGUGGGUUUAAGUUUUAAAAGAUUAAAUUAUGAGACUGUUUUCCUUCAUUUUUUAAAAAUUUCUUGCCAGAAGAGAUCUUUUCACACAGUACAGAAGGAGUGUGUGCUUUGAGCAAUGCAUUUCAAAUUCCAUUUCCUUGUGGAGGAAGUCACCUUUUAGCGGUCCCUCUGCUGAUCCAAACACAGAGGAAACAAACAUGGGAAGUUGACAUAUCAGUGAGUCCAGUAGAUUUCUAUUGAUGUCUUUCACAAUCUUAUGUUAUUAGAAUGAAUUGCAUCAGGAAGCUGCAAGAUUUCAUGUCUUUAAGAAAGAGGAAUUGCAUUACCACACUGUUCUAGUUGGUGUCUCCUCCUAGUUUUUUAUUCACUGUUAUUGUUUCUUUUGUUUAGAUGAUGUAAUCUUUGCUUUUUCAUUUAAAGAGAAACAUGGACAGCUCUUCCUGCUCACCGGUUAUUGAUAGUGCAGCAGGAGUGCUGUAGUAAAAACACUAAAUGAAAGGCUGUCUCCGUUACUCAUGAUGACGGCAGCGACAAGUACCAGACACAUGCACAGAAGUCACCAAGAGGUAGUUCAGUUCAAAGUAUUAGCAUAAAUGUCAGCACUCUCCUUGCAUAGUCUUAAACUGCGAUUACAGCAUUGGUUAUUUCCGAACUUCUUGUCAUGCCUCAAGUCUGACUGCGGCAUGAUUGGAGGCAGCUUGUAGUUCAGCAAGCCGCUAAUAGUUCACACCGCCUUCUGGGCUGUGAAAAAUUGUGCAGCUCAGCAUGUUUCCUGCUGUUCUAUAAAACGAGUGACAUUUGGUGCCUGGAUAAUCUGAGCUUCGUCUUUUUUAAGUGCCUGAUAAGCCCAGCUGUUUAGGGGUUAAAAAUUACUGAAAACUGGUGUCCAAUGGCAGUGCCCAUUCAUCACUGCUAAUACCACUGCGUUUAGUUGCAUUUGCCUCCUCCAGAACAAAUGUGUGCACGUAGGUUAAAUAUAAAUCAUUUUGCUGUCCAUAUUAUUUCUGUUAUUUUUGUGCAGGAUGUAAAGCUGAUUUGUAACACCACAUGCUUAAAUAGCCUUGUCAAAGCUCUUGUAUUCGUCCUUUGGCACACACAGGACCAGAACUUGAAUGUGGUAGCAUAUUCUGUCAGUGAGACAAACCGCUGGCUUGCACAGCUCUGCCUCUUUUGUAACUGUAUUUAGUUGCUAAGCAGAAUGGCACAGACCCAAUCUAAGUGGCUUUCAUCUGGCCAAUUCAAACAGACGUUUGACCCCAGACAUUUGCCUAAUGUGUUUUUGUUAUGUGGACUCCUGGCUUCACAAAUGUCACAGUGGCUGGACUAGUGGGGGUUUAGUGAGGGACUCGGGGGGCAACUGGAACAGGGGAGGCAGCCUGAGGGGGUGGGGUUGCAGAGCAAAAGUCUAUAACCUCUGCAUUUUGUACUCUAACCCACUGGGACUUGCUGGUGUGCUGAACAUAAGUUCCCUGUGAGAUGACUGGCCCCUCCUUCCUAACAGGCCCAGAGCCACUGAAGACUGCUGAUGAGCGGCCCGGCCCCCGGCACUCUGCUGACCUGGGCCCAACUGCACAGGCAGCUGUGGAGGAGACGGGGAGUGCCACAUUUCUGGCCGCCUGGGUCGCACAAGUCAGAAGCCAGCCUAGACAGUUGGGGCAGCCCUGACAAAUGCUGCCAUUAGAGGGGUGCUGAAAAUUUAUUACCAAACAUAUUGGUAUUUUAGGGUGCAGCUGACUUAGAUUUAGUGGCGUUGCUGAUGAAGCUCAGUCUUUAAACUGUAUACCAGACUGCUAACAGAAAGUUUCAUAUCUCAGAGCACCUCUCCUGCAAAGUUGCAAAAGUUACUGUGUGUUGAAGUUAACAGAUUUGAAAGAAGAGCGUGAAUACAGAGGAUGGUUUGCUUCAUUACACAGGAAUUAGUCACAACUGAUUUUUAGUCAUCAAGCUGUGGGGCAAAGGAAAUAUGAAAUGUUAAUCAAACAAACAACAUUUUGUUUAAUUUCAAACUGCACCCGUUCACUAAGCCUCAUUCAAAACAGAAUCCAGAGUAAGUAAGAUAAGAUAAGAAGAACUUUAUUGAUCCCUAAAGGGAAACUCAAUAAGAAGAAAGACCAUCAAUCCACUUUGUGUUAUACAGGAUAGAUGAACCAGACAGAGUUUUGUCAUUUUGUUCAAAAGAGUUGAUGCAGAGUUUAUACAUUAAUCAGCUGCCUGGCUGGAGAAUAGCUGAAGAUACUCAAAAUUAUUUCUUACAUUUUGAUUUAAAAAGUCUAAAACUUAUGGACUAGAUCUCAUGUGACAAAAUCUAAGUUUGACAGAUUUUCAUAAUGGUUCAACAGAUUUUUUAUUUGAUUCAGUGCAUCACAACUUUACGGCUCCUUGCAGUAACCCUGGUGACAUUUACUCAGUUCUUUAAUUUUUUUAGGGACAUUUUAUUCAUUUCAGUUCAUCAUAUGUUCAUAACAUGAUUGCCUUUUGAGCGUAGAAACACCAUAUUGACAUUAUUGUUAUUGUGUUGUGUUGUGUCAUAAAUAUUUUAUCAUAUCUUAAAGUUUUAGGUCCUGUUGGGUCUCAUCCGGAUGUUUUGUUCUGUGUAUCAGAAAUUGUGUCUCUCUACCAGUCUUAUUGUGUUGUGUUGUACAGUAUUGUAGCUUAUUUAUCAAUGAUUAUCUUAAAAAUAUAUCUAAAUAUACUGUAUGUGUGUGCAUAUCAUGGCUUUUGACCGUCAAAUCUCAAAAUAAAUCAAGCUAACCUUAUGUAUUUGACUUAUUAAGCUGAAUUUACUUCUAUUAUUCUCGUUUUCUGUUAACAGGCUAUAUAUCCUGAGUGUAUUGCCCUCAGUGAUACUUCCAGCCAUGGUGAUGUCUCAUUCUGAGUAAUAGGUCUCUGAAGUGUGCUUGUUUGGCUUUUUUGGGGCCAUUUGAGAGCUAUAAAGUGUCUGUCUGAGGAUUUUCGGGGGUCCUUGUAGACUUUCUCCAGGUGUGUCUCACUGGUCAUAAAGUAUAACUUGUCUCUCAUGGUGUAUGCAGGAAUAAAUGUGCCUGCUUGGACUUCGUUGCUUUAACACUCGUUGUAAAGACUCUUUAGAUUUUUUACUGAACAAGUACAAACAUGCAGAACUGUCUUGCGAAGUUAUUUAGAGAAGAUUGCUUAAAUAACAGUUUAAUAGAUAUUUUACUUGAUUCAAAGUAUGUUCUCUGUUGUUUGUCCAGAACCAAGGUGCCUGCAACAGUAGGGUCCCGCAGUUAAUUUAAGCCGGUGACGUGCGCUGAGGUUUACCAUUUCCUUUGUUCUUCCCAAUGUGGAGGGAAGCUCCGCUGUAUUUUCAUGUCGAGGUAUGCUGUAUUUACUUUCAUCACGGCUCCUCAGUGAGGCAGGCCGACCUGAUGUUUGUUUAUAAGGAAUCUGGGCUUCACUCGUAACUUUCAUUCACCACUUGAAAGCACUUGACUCGCUACUAAUUUACCUUGAGGGACUUCAAAAUUAUCUGUCUGCACUUUCAAACUUUUUUUUUGUGAUGAUUACUUGUCAUCAUCAAAGUUUUUUCUCCAGAGUUUGAUGAGAGCUUGGCAGAUAGAUGGGCUAAUGUCAUAUUGUGAUGGAGACUGCAUGUUGAAAGACUAAACUUCAGGUUGCACGUUGCAUGUUUCUUUGGACCUCGAAAUAUUGUUGGCUGUUUUUUUGUUUUUGCUUCAGUUUUCAUUGUUGCUAUGUGUUUUGUACAAGCAGCAGGAACAAAGGAGGAUUGGAAAGUUUUUGAAUAAUCUUGAAUAUCCCUAGGUGGAUUUAGUCACUGGGUUGUUUUCUAUGGACACUGAACGACUCAAAAAUAUCCAGUUUACGGCACUUAAAGAGUUUUUUGACAAAUUGCCAUCUAGAAAAUUUUAAUGUGCCACUUGUGUCGGGGGUAAGGCUGAAGGGUGGGGGUUUGUGGAGUCAAGGAUUUUUUCUUCCUUUUGUAUUUUCUCCUUGGUCAGUAGGUGAACACUUCACCUGGUAAUGCUUGUAUAAAUACAUAAAAUCUGUUAUUUUAUCCAAAGUUAUCCCAAGUUCAGAUUUCCUGUCUUGGGGGAAGGUUUGGGGUGUAACGCUCUGUUGAGACCCCUGUCAAAAAAGGGAACCUGAUCCCCCCGAUGUGUGACAUUGUAUAAACACUGUAGUGGUUCUAACCAAACAAAUUUGCAGCUUAUGCAUAUGAAAAUAUUGCAACUGUGUCACAGGGGUGUUAGCAUUUUGUUUCAUCCGCACCAUUUGAUCCCCUGUCAUUGCCUCCCUGCCCCUUUCACACUGUUUGUGUUUUCUUUCUCAAGCAUCUCAGCUGCAGAACAACAAGUACCGGGUUUGAAUCUUUCCAAGUAGUAAGGGUUGCAGUAAGGUGUGUGCUAACUCUCUGCUCCUUAUCUCCAAAAAGGAAUCAGACAUUUUGGAUAUGAGUCUAUUUUCAUGUGUGUGAGAGGCUGAGUGGAUAACCUGUUGGCAGUGGAGGACAGUGCAGAUCUCUCUUCACUCUAAAUUGCAGGCAGGCAUCUCUGAAACCCCACAUGAAGACCAUUGAGUCCCAUCAAGAUAAUCCUUAAUAAAGAACGGCUUCGCAUUUAAUCUUAGCUCACUUCUCAAAUUUCUGACUUGAUAUCGUUUUUGGCAAGUGGCGUUUUAGCGCUGAUGUCAGUCGAACGGUAUCAGUGCAUCUUUUGUUAAGCCUCCAUUUGGCAGAUGAAGAAGGCUGUGUUAAGAUUACAGUUUUUAUGGCUGCAGAAAAGACGAUUCAGUUGCUCUUAUUUGUGCAUCUAAUGAGGGAUCUUAUGUUUACAGUGUCUUAGCGGUUUUAAGGUGUAACAUUUCAGUGAAUACUGUUCCUUUGAAGCUAAACUAAACGCGUUAAAAUACUCAGCUUACCUUAAUUUAUAUACGACUGACUCUCAAUUUGUCGCACAUAAACCAAGCAUCCAUAGAUACUGCUAGCUUGAUGGGAGCCCUGAUUUAAAACACACUAUUCAGCUUUACAUGCAGGAGACUCCUGCAGGAAAAUCUAAGUCUAGUCAUUGAGACAUAAACAACACCGGAUAAUUAUACUGUGCAAUUUGAAAAUAACUCAGUUGCAAAAUUGCAUCUCGAGCUAAUUUUAUACAGCUGCUUAUUGUAAAAAAAAAAAAAAAGCAUAAGAGAAAAUGCACUAACUCCACUGGUAUGUGUACCCCUCCUCCACUAUUAGAAACAGUUACCUGAGAGUCCCCGAGCUUCUAUUAGUCAAUUGAGUUAUCUGUUCAAUGUGCAAUAUAUUUCAUGCUAAGAUAUUGAAACACGAGCAUAUGUGGAUUUACCUGUGGGCAGAAGAGGAGGUUGUGCUUCCAUUUGCAGAGGGUCCACAUGAUUACUGCAGUGUAUUUGAAUCAGGGGUGCUGCAGCCUGGAUCUAUUUCUGUCAGCUCCUUGUUGACUGCUGCUACAGAGGCUGUUUGGUGGUGACCUGCUUUCAGUAAGGGUUGUGAACUCUACAGCUGAUCAAGGAGAAAUUAGCUUUUUUUUAUUUUUUAUCCCAUAUAAGUAAUGAAUGAGCUCUUUUAGCGGCAAAUACCUUCAUUUUUUACUCUUAUCGUCACCCUCUGACUAUAAGACAACAGAGCAGACAAGCAGUACAUACACCGGCCAACCUCUAACACAGUAAACUAUUCUUCUUGCUGUGGGUGUUUUUCCUCUCUCACCACCUCCUUACUGUAGUUAAUGUAGGAUUUCCUCUUUCAAGGUAAUCAUUUUUCAGUAUUACAGUUGUUAUUUCACCAAUAGUUUUAUUAUGUAGAAAUCACAUUAUUUUAAUGCUCCUUUGAUCCUCGAAUUAUUCAUUACACAGAUAGAUAUACUCAGAAAAAAAAUGGCAUAAUAUAUCGGAGCAAAAGCUUCUCAUCACCGGCUUGAAUAAAUCACCAGUUCGAGCUCAUCAGUAGCAGCGUGGCCUUGCGCGGCAGCUUCACACAGUUGAAAUAAUAACCUGGAGCAGACAGAAGGCAGUCAUUACCUCGCACACAGACGCGGCGUGUAUGUGUUGACGGAGGACUUCCACUAGUCUGCCGCUGCAGGGAGACGAACAGAGACAAGCCACUCAGUCGCUGCUAAACCUCCGGCUCCCCGUCACCUAAGCUAAUGACAUAAGCUCUUGUUUACCCUCUAUGACAAAGCAAAAAUCCUGCAUCCACCUAAGAUUUGGAAGUUUAAAAAAAAAAAAAAAACUUGUUUAUGGAGGGAGAAAAAAGAGCAUAACAAAAAGUAGAGAGAAACUGGGGAAGAAAAAUACAUGUGGGCCCUAGGGGUGUGUGAGCAGAGCCGUGUGUUCCAGUGGACAGGCAGGCCGGUGAAGAGAUCUGCCGUUUCAUUGUCUUAAGUCUCCACUGAUACAAUCUGGAGAGGGCUCUAUUGCUUAAAGCUGUGAGUGAAUGACAUAUGGGGAGCUGGUGUGAGGCUCAACUCCCCUGUGCCUCCUCCAGACCCAAAGUCUUCCUGUGAGAGAGAGCGCCGAGCAACUUUUCUGCUUUUUCAAAACGGCAGCAGCCUCCCUCUCCCUCCCCUCGUUUACUCCCUCCCUCCCUCUCUCUCGCUCUCUCACUCUCUCUCUUUUUUUCCCUCUUCCUCAGACACUCACUAGUCACUGCCUGAAGCAGUAAUCGGACAACUCUCUUUCUCACUAGGACCGGGUCUCCUGAGAUAGCGCGCGGGGCUCCAUGGGUUCCAACACCUAAAAUGAAAAGAAAAAAGUAGUUUUGUAGUUGACAUUUAUUGUGCUACAGAUUUCACCAUCACCAGAAGAAUUGAUUUAGAAAGUUCGCUGUCUGUGCUGCUGGACCGAUGAUCUUUCUGUAGAUGAUUUUUUUUAAAGAAGAUCUUAGACGGGAUAAACACACAGGGAUUCAACCAUAAUUGUAGUGAGUAUGACUCCAAUUUCUAUAUUAUGUUUGGCGCACGCAUUCACUUACUGUCUUUUCCUAACUUGUUUGGUUUUAGAGUUUUAGUGUGUGUGUGUGUGUGUAAGUGUGUGUGUGGACCCAGUUGAAACAUCUGAUUCAUUUGCAUUAAAUUGAAUUCAGCUUUUAAUUCCCAAGAAAUGGAUUUACAUCAAAAAAGCUAAAUAAUAAAUAAUUUGAUUUCUGCUUAUUUUCAUAAUUUCAUGUCAGAGUGGACGACAGAACCCACAGUUUGUUAAUGAUUGUUAAAAAAUGCAAUACAGUAGGUAAAAUGAAAUAUUAUAAUAAUGAUAAAAUCAAACAAAGAGAAGGGUGGUGAUCGUUACAUUUGAGCUGUAGUAUUAAAAAUGGACUAAAAACUCAGACAAAUAUUGAACUGAAAAUGAAUGUAAAUCUUAUUGAGAAGGAUUUAAAAUGUAAUAUAACACUAUUCAAAUAACACUUAAAGUAUAUCAUAUUUGAUACUUGGCUUAGCCCUCUAUUUUUUCACUCGAUUUUAAAGUCAUAUUUGUCUGCAGUUAUAAAAAAAUUUAUAAAAAUUGUCUCCUAAAAUUCUUGUCAGACGUAAUAAGUUUUGAUUUUCUAACCUUGUGAUUUAAAAUAAUCCCAAAAAAAUAUUUGAAAAACAUUUUUAAAAUGCUUUUAAUCUGCUAGCUGCAAAUGUAUUCACAUCUUCUCUUUGAAACGUGUGAUCCUGCCAUGCUCCUCAGCCCGGUUUACAUUUUUUGAUCAGGCAAGGCAAACACACUGCUCUCUACAGGAGUCUUCUUUUUUUUUCACUGGCAGAACAAACAAAACCAACGCAGUUAAAGCAGUUGACAUCUAAUGCCAUCUGCUCAGGCCAGGAAUGCUGCAGAGAGACCUGAGAGGCUCUCAGCGUCUCACAGAGACAACAGGCCUUGACUCCCGGCCGUGCUGCGUCUCCGCUCGCCAGCGUCCCACGUCUAGCAAAGAUGACUCAGCCGCUGUAAUCAGUCGCCUCUCUAAUUGAAGGAUGUUCUGGUUUAAUGUCGUGUGUUUGAUCACAGGCUUACAUCACAAGUCAGAGAAUUAUUAUACGUGUGUAAAGUACUCUUCAUCUCUUUAAAUUUGCACUUUUUCCUCUUUGCUUUUUCAUCCUCCAAUUCCUAUAAUUUAAAAAGUGCUGCUCUUUUUAGCUGUGUAGUAAGGUGUGUGUUUGUAGAUGAAAGAGAGGAAAUAAAGAGGUUGGAGAGGCAGACUGCUUGCAGAGUGGCCUCCGCUCAGUGUAGACAAACAUGACAGUGUGUGUGACCGCCUGCUGCAGCCAUUCACUCACACAAUAACCUUAUUUAUCCAAUUAACAGAUAAUGAGGUGGCUGAUUUGGGCCUGUUUACCUUGUGUAUUUGCUUUGCGCAGACAGAGAUCAGGGUCUCUCCGUGCAUGUGUAGCUGCAGUGUGUGUGAGCAGGAGUGUGGUCGGUGGUGACGGUGGCAUUGUUUGCCUAAAGGCCUGAUGUCUUCUGUGUAGAUGUGUCUAGCCGGGGCCGAGCCCUCGUCCUCUUCUCUCAGAGAGGAGAUUGAAAACGGUGAAAGACACAGAGGGCUAAUUGAAGGAGAGGAAGAGAGAGAGAGAGAGAACAUGCAGAAGAAAUAGGGAGGAAAUAGGGGACCUCUUAUUAAGUAGCUGAUUAGCAGGCAGGGGUUGUUUACUAAAUACUAUGGGCUCUUAUUUUGUUAACACACCACUGUUUGGACCUUGAAGACAGAGCUGAAAGAGCAGGAAAUGAGCUUUUAAGUUUUCUGUUGAUUCUUAUCACAUGUCCUCAAUCACAAACACCCACUUUUGUUUUUUGUUGAAAAUGACAAUAUCAUUCGUGGUGCAAGAUAAUCAGGACCACAGAUUUGAUCAAAAUGGGUUGUCUGGCAAAAGUACCCAUUAUUCAAAUAGUCACAUAAAGAUAUUUUCUUCUGCUUCUAAAUCAUAAAAAAGAGCUGCUCUGUUUCUUCCUUUAUUCUUGACAUUUGCUCCCCUGUGCAGGUAAUAAUUUUAUAAAUGCAGUAGAUCACUUUCUUUAAUUUGUCCAAAUUAAAAUAACAUACCCUGAGCAUUUAAGUGAUAAAAUCGUCAAGGUUUGUCUCUGGCCUUUCUUUUAUCUUUGUGUAUAAAACCCCUCUCGGUCUGCGGUGGUCACGGUGGUAGGCAGCUUGUGAUAAAAUGUGCACCUUAAAUCUUACUUGAUGGCCCCUCAAAGGCGAGCCGGCCUUCUGGAAAUAAUUUUGAGGGUUGAAGAGCACAGUAUUAACAGAUUUAAUGUAGCUAUUGAGAGAAUUGCUGGAGCACCAUGUCAGAUUGAACCAAAUGAGAGAGACAAAUUGCACAUCAGCAAACACCACAUCUGUUAAUAAUCGGGCUUUUAAUUACAACACAAUUACAUAUACAUUGUUUGUAGUUUAUGUGUAAAGCCCUGUGUGCUUUGACAAUUUGUCGCCACAAGUCUCCUUUUACAGACUUAUACAGUCCUGAUUGAAUGAAAAAUUGUAGGAUGUAAAAAAUAAAGCCUGAUAUUUUUAUGUUAUUUUUACAGGGGAAAAAAAUUGGUAACACGUGUAUUUUAUUAAGCUAUAUACUGCCUUGCCUUCAUGUUUAAACAAACAUCAUUUUAGAGUCAAAGAGCAGCGGUUUCUUUUUUGCCUUCAUUUUUUAAAAAGUCACCCUUCAAAAUGUUAAAUGUCCAUCUUUAUAUUUUUUUAUUACUACAUCUAUAAAACAUCAGUUUUGGAUGAAAUAGCACAAAGCUGUUCAAAGUUGCAUUCGUUGGCAGGUUUUGUUUUUUCAGCCACGUAUCAGAACAUAAGUGAAGUGUAGCAUUUUGUAAACUGUGGCUAAAUCCACUCACAUCUGUGUCCAAUUGUUGUCUGCAUCUACAUUCUUUGAGAGUGGAUUUAUUUUUCCUGGGCCACCAUGUGGAUUCAGCUGACCAGCUUAAGUGAGGAUUAGUUGUUUUAAAGUUAGAUUUUGAUUAAAGCAUUGUUUUCCAAAAGUUGUAACUCACAACACAUGGCUUAGAUAGACUGUAAAAUUCAAAGGACAAGGGACUGUGAUCCCAUAAAAUUAUUACCUAUGAAGGAUGAAACAGGGAGGGAGUGCUGAGCAAAAAACAAACAAAGCAUAUUCAGUCGUAUUUUUUUCAACUUUUUUUUGAGUAGACGUAAAUUCAGACGUGUUUUUAAAAAGCAAGCAUGCAGCUGAAUCCUGAAGAAAUAUGUAUUUAGAGGUGAGGAUUAGAUUUGUGCUGGGUCAGACAGCCUGCAUGCUGGGAUGAUCUAUGCUAAAAGCUCGGCUGUGGCUUUGUUGACUUUUGGUAACGCAGGUCUUGGAAGAAGUAAAGCGAAACAAGGAGCCAGCAAACAACCGUGAGAGAAACGUGUUGUGGCACUUCUUCUGAUGACACUCGCAGCGCCUCAUCUCUCCUUGCUUUGUUCCUGUUAGCUUCAAAGACCUGUUCAGGUUGAACUAAGAUGCACAUCAAAGUUUCUGAGUGCAGCCCUUCUCUCCUUUAAACAAUAAAUAUUUAGCAGCGCAGCAGCAGAAGAAGAAAGGCUUGUUUUUGCUUUUAAAUCCCUGCCCCCCUCUUCUUCUUUUUUUCCCCCUCUUCACCUGGCUGGCUUCACCUGCUGGCUAUGGCUCACACAUCAGCAUGCUAAUGGCUGCAUUGGCCUGCACUGCUGCACAGAGAAACCAACCACCACACACACACACGUUAUACCACAUCAGUCCACCACAACACACACUCUCUACAGCCCUGUGAUCGCUGUUAAUGUGCUGUGGCAGAGUGUGUUUCUCUUUCGUCUUUAUGGCUUUUACCUCUGUAGACUUUCUUUUCCAUUGAUAUUUUUUGUCUUCCUUUUUUGACAUCGCCUACAUAUUUCUGUGUUGGGAAAUACCAGGAGGAGGCACUGCUGUUGUCGGCAGCCUAGAGUGAGUGAGCGAGCAUGGAACAGAGUUCGAUUUCUCGUUUAUUAAGCUGUAUCAGAACCAGUUUGAAAAUAGGCGAAACGCUAAGCUUGACUGGUAUUCAUGACGGCUUUCUCUUGGUGUGAAGAGCAAAGCCUGUUGAAAAAAAAAGGAGAAAAAAAAAAAAAAACCUUAAGACCAUGCAGCUCAGGUUACCCUGGCUCAUGUAAACAGUCAGCCAUUAAAAAUCAUGCCAGGACUUUUGACAAAAAAAAAAAAAAAAGACUUUUUUUUUCUUUCUUUCCUCUGACCAGUUGAAUACCUUUGACCUUCUCUGGACCCUGUAUCCCCAUGGUGGGCUGGAGGCAGCUCUAAUAUAGUGUUAUAGCCGUGCAUGUAUAUGGCUCUGCUUGAUGUUUGCAGAGGGACAAGCAGAGCAGGAGUGGACAGCGAGAUGUAACUGUCAGCUAACGGAGAGUAAUAGAGGCAUUCGCAGCGUCAUAGGAAACAUAUGUGGCUCCAUAUGCUCUGCGUGUUCUUGUUUCCAGUCUCGUUCAUUGUCUGAGAUGCACCACUGAUCUGGGGGCCUCUAAAGUGCCCCGCGUGCAUGUGUAAGUGUGUGUGCGCAUUUGCACCACCGAUCUUGGGGCCUCUGAAGAGCCCUGUGCUUAAGUGUGUGAGCACAGACAUACAGACAUGAGUUAUGUGUUUAAGAAAAGAGAAUAAAAAAAGAGGACAGAAGCCACAGAGAAAGAUUUAUCAGAUGUCUACGCAAGUGUGUAUAUUGUUCUCUCUCUCUCUUUGCCUUUGUGUCCACUGUGGAGUGAAGAGUUUGUGUGUUUCUGUGCCAUGGCCCCAGGCUGGGGCAGGCCUGCGGGAAGCAGCCCUGACAGUCAUUAGGAGCUGUCAGUAUGCCGGGAGGGGGGAGUGCUGAUAAAUUUCAGAUAGUGUCAAUUGCAGAUGAAAGAUCUGCUGAAGAUGCUGGGGGUGUCACGCUUGACUUGCCUCUGCUCAACAAGUCCAAUCUACCCUUCCAGCAGCAGGCUACCUCAAGCAGCAAAGCGGGUAGACACCCCCCUUAACCCCCCCACCCCCCUCACCCCUCUGCCUACCUUCACCCCCAAACCCCCCUCCCCAACCACCCACCCCUUCCUGCUUACCUUGGCUAAGCCUCUUUGCAUGUUGAUUGGGGGAGGGCUAAUCCAGUUUGCAGCUGUCGUAGACCAAUGAUGAAUCACCUUUCCGUCAUUUGGCUGUGCUCCCCUCGCUCGGGGAGGAGGAGGAGGAGGAGGAGGGAGGACCUGGAGGAGGAAACAACAGUGGAGUAGUGGCCGCGGCUCAGAGAGAGGAGACAAUGUGCGCCUCUGUUCCCCUUGCUAGCCCUCUCUUCCCAUUCUGCUCCAGAAUAACAAUAAUGUUUUCUCAGACAAGCCUUUUUGUGUCAUGGAUGGCUCUGGACUGUGACAUCGAGCUGCAGUAACAAGGAGUGACAUUGUUUCUGCUGGGGCAGGUGGAGGCAGAGUACAGGGAGGUGGAGGGUGGUUUGUGAGGACUCUAAGCCCGUCUAGCUGCAGGUAAGAGCAGUGUUGAGCCGGUGCCAGCAGCAUCAGAGACUUGUAACGCUCUGCAGGGCAUCAGAGAUUUCACUCAGACACUCUGCUAAAGAACUGUCGAGUUUUUUUGAAGCUGUAUUGUCAGUGUGUUUAGCUGUGAACUAAUGAGGGAAAAAUCAGGAAAAAUUGGGCGAAAACAGAAUUAAAUAGUGAGUGUGAAAAGUAGUAGAAGAACUAGCUUACUCUGCAGGAUCCUCAACAUGCUUUUAUUUGUAAGUCUGUGCCGCUGUAUGCUUGGAGGGUGUGAUAUUUUUAGUGUAGAGUAAAUUAAUAUACUUCUGGGAAAAGAGUAAUGCAGCUUCCAUUAUUGGGGUAUGUGUGACUAAGGCUGACUUUGCUUUUUGUCUCAUUGUUUUUGAUUUUACUGCUUUUUUUUUGUUUUUGUUUUUCUUGUUGUCACUUUGCUUUAUAAUCUUUUGCUGCAGAAUAUAUUUUCAAUCUGUUAAUAAUUAAAUUGUAUUUAUACCACAAGAAAGAACUAUAUUUGCCGAGCUAUACUGCAAAGUAUCAUAAUAUCAUAACAGUGAAAUAGCAUCUUAAAUAGAGUAAAUGCAUAUCAUAAUUUAAUCUUUUUAUCUGAUAAUUCUGGUUUCUUGCUGCCAUCUGAUAGCACUUAGACUGCUCAGAGUUUCUUAAGCAUUUCUCUUUGUGGCCUUGUGUAAAAAGCUGAUGUGUAUCAAUAGCAGAGAUACCCAGAACUCUGGAAUAUAAUUGGAAAUGGCAGCAUAAUGUACAAAACAUUUUGUCCUAAUUUCAUUAACGUACCAUUGCAAAGUGGCAGAGACAAAUGGGGUCUGGAGUUUGUGGCUGUACUUUUCAAAUCACUCGUGCCUCCUCUCCUUCAGUCCCUGCUGUCUUUACUCGAUCAGAUCCUCCGAGCACACAAACAAGAAGACAGAAUAAUGUUUUUAGUGCCGUGGUCUUUGUAUAAACACCGAAACAAUUAAGUAGCUUGCCAGAGAAAACACAUGCCUCAUGAGCUUCUCAUCUGCCCAUCAUUGAGGCAUGGGGCUCAUACAAUCAGGCAGCACUUUUAACAGGCACAUUAAGCAUCGCCCCAAACCAGCAAACAUCUGUUAACAGUCUUGGAUACCACACAGAAGGAUACACACACACGCAGUACAUAUGUUCAGAGUAAAUCAACAGCAAAAACGGUGUAAUUUCUGUAAAGAGAGAAAUCAGAAAUAGUCACGUCUAAAUGUUUAUAUUUCCAGUUUUAGCCUGAAGUUCUGCUGUUAUUGUGCGUGUGUGUGCGAGUUUGAAUUUUGCACCAUAUAUUCUCCCCGGUUUGGUGUUAAUUUUCAUACAAAAAUAUUAUCCUUUUAUUUUGAAAUAUCCAAAGCAAGGCCAUAAAAAAUUGUGAAUCAUAGUUUUAAAUGUAAAUAGCAUUGUGUACCAUAUCAGUAUUUAUUUUACAAAGAAAAUUGCUAAUAAUGUUUUUAUCACUUCUUGUAAUUAUCACACAUUGUUUAUAUGAAUCUGGAUUACAGUUUUGUACAUACUGUGUCCGCUGCAUUGUGAAUCAGAGCUGCGUGUCUUCCGUGAAACCAGAGUGAGAUGUGUAAUUUGAUUUGGUGUGUGCAUGUGUGUGUGUGUGUGUGUGUGUGUGUGCGUGUGUUUCUCGUCAGGUCUAUGGAAAUGCAGGAUCUAGCCAGUCCUCACAGCCGAGUAAGUGGAAGCAGUGAAUCUCCUAAUGGUCCCAACCUCGACAACUCGCACAUCAAUAACAAUUCCAUGACACCCAAUGGCACUGAAGGUAUGUGUGUGUAAGGCUUGUUUGCUUCAUUAUCUCUCUGUCACACUUUCUUUUGUGCAUUGUUUAUUAGGGGUCUACAAGUAGUGAUCAAAAUGUACUGUAGUAUUAUAUAUUUUGUGGAAUUUAAAUUCGUACUCUUUGUUUUAUGUUGAAUUGUCAGGACCUUUUUUGCAGCAGCAAAGUAUUAAACAUCUGGAAAAUGCAUGUCUCUAUAGCUGGUUUGCAUUGUAGAUUUUUUUCAACCAUACAAACGGACCUAGCAUUUCAUAGCUCGCACAAUUGUAGUUGCAGUUGUUGUUUUCCACUGUCUUUUAGCUGUUUAUUCAAGUAACCAUGUAAUUAUUCAAAGCCCAUAGCAUGGAAAUGAUAGAGUUUGCAUAAGUUCUCUACUGUGCGUAGUUAUUUACUCAGGUGAUGCGCCUGUGCUUAAAUCUGAACCUUUGUUUAGUGAAGCACUCGUGCUCAUGUCACAAGCCAAGCUAUUGAGGCCAUUCCCUGUGUCAUGUAAUCUUCAGGUUCAUCUAUGUGGUAAAGUCAGGGUUUUGUUUUUUUACAUGUGUGUGUGUGUGUGUGUGUUCAUGAGACAGAAGCCGACAUGGUGCAGACUGUCAUGUGUCCCUCUGCUGCUCUUUCUCUCCUGUAGGUGAUAGCAUCACAAUGCUUACCACUGCAGACUGGUUGUUAGGUUCUAACUCACAGUCCGCUGCAGGUUUGUCAACUUUUAGACACAAUGAAAGGACAAUAUUUGUUGUUUUUCCCACUUAACCAAGAGAGCAGGACUGAAAGUCUCUGUUUUUAACUUAUUCCAAUUAGUAAUUUUCAACCAAAGCCCAAAACAAGAUUAUUUAUCAUGUGCAAUAUCCUGAAGUUGCCUCAACUAUUGUGCCUUUCAUUCAAAACUUAUUUGCUGUAGUUUUGUGGUAUUCUGUCUAGAGCAUGGUUUUACACACUCUGGAUUUGAGUCUAUUGUUGUUGAAUGGUCAGACUGUGAACUUGCAUACUGUGAAUUUAUUUUUUUAAUAUCAUUUGAGUGUUUCAUGCUGUUUCUUGAACACAGUGGUUAUUUUGUGCUCUGUGGCCUGAGUGUGUGCUCAUUUAUGCAUGCACCUACCGCUUUUUUUUUCAUCUUUUUUUUGUUUAAAAGAAUUGCCCUAUUGUCGACAUAUGUUUCUGCACUGAAUGAGCAUAGCUGAAACAUGUAAAACAUGACAGCAAACAGCUUCUUCAGCCAUAAGGGAUUCCACUGAGCAUAGCUCUCUUGCCCACAUUGUCAAUUUGUUUUGCCAAAAAGAGAAAAAAAAAAAUCCUCCAGCUCGCCUGAAGAGAAAUGGAUUGAUUUCAAAGAUUCCUGAGCUGUCAGAAAGCUGUGAAAUUGUCUUUAUAGAUGUAUCACUGAGCUGUAUGAUGGAGCCAAGGUCAAACAGCGUUCGCUACACUCUUAAAAAGAUUUUAUACACCAUACGUUUCCUUGACGUUUCAAUUGUACUUUCACCUCCCUGCGGAGCUCUUUUUAUAUGCGAAUCAUGCUACAUUUAAGCGCCGAAAAGACGAUAAUUUAUCAUGACAGGUAAAUACUUUUUUGAGAGCAGAAUAUAUUAAUAAAAAAAUUAAAAUAAAAGCAAAUAAUAAAAACCUUAUAUUUAAAGCUUAAGAAAAAGCUUCAGCACAUUUCUAGAUAUGUUUUUUCAGGUUGAAUAAUAAAGACAGUGAUGAAAAUAAAACAGCUUAGAAAUCCUCUCGAAAAGAAAGAAAUAAUAAAGAUAUAUCAUAUAUCACUUUAUAUAAAUAAUCACUUUGAAUUUGGUGUAGAUGUAAUGCAUAUCAAUGAUGAAUUUGGACAUUCUGGCUCUUUAAAUGGUGUGUUAAGUGCCUGAAUGUUUCUUGACUUCUCCCUCUAUCCUGUUUUGGUUUUAACUGAGUCCGUUUUUGAUGUUUCGUCAAAACACGAUUAGGUAAAUGUAAGAGAAAUCUAAAAGCCUGAGGCAGUAAGAUUUUAAUCUUAUUUAUUUUUCUUUUUUUUUUCCAGACUUGAUUUGGUGCUAUUGGUGACAAUGUGGCUUCUCUGUUUGCAGUUAAAACCGAGCCAAUGAGCAGCAGCGAAAUUGCCACCUCAGUAGCAGACACCUCUCUAGACAGCUUCUCAGGAUCAGGUGAGGUUUGAGAUGGGAGCACUGAUGUGUUUGUGUUUGUGUGUGUGUGCCUGUGUUUGUGUCAUCCACUGAUGUGUCUGGCUGCCUCUCGCACACACACACACACACACACACUCACUCACAGCUGCAGAACUGAUUAGUGAGAGAUGAGCCUACAGAUGGGCGACUGAUAAGCCGAGGCCCCAGGAAGAGUGCCUGCAGCUAAAACACAGAUAUAAUGCGCGUGUGCGCCCGUGUUUUUGUGUGUAAAAGUACAUGCAACUCUUACCUUACCUCUGUCAGCAUAUUUAUAUGCUGUGCUUGCUUGCACAUCUACUCUAUGUGUGUGUGUGUGUGUGUUUUAUCUUGCUGGUUCCCAUGCCACUGAGGACUGAAUUAUGACCUGUAAUGCACCGAGCCUGUCUGUCCAGUGGAGUGACAUGGCGUCCCAGUGGCCCUCACUCUCCAUGGGCUGUUACCCUAUCGCCCUGUCAGAGCCAGGAUUUUCACACCCUGCUCUCAGCACGAGAACAUCACACACACACACACACAUACACACACACUCAUGCGCACACACAGGGGCAUUGCUAAAUAAAACCAGGAGCUCAGAGUAUAAUGAGCAUUGUAGGAAUUGUUAGAGAAAGAAUCUCUAAUGUGAUAAUUUUUUAACUUAUUGCUUUUUCCAGCCUAACUGGUAUCCAUAUCUGUCUGCAGUACUCUUUUAUAUUUUCUGUAAUCAUGUAUUUAAAGUACCACGUCCAACUGUGCGUGGUAUUACCAGGCUGCUAAUUUCCCUGUGUUUCCUUAACUGUUGAACUAACUAUUUGAUACUCUACGCUAGAAGCGAAUAAAUCACAGCCAUGACUUUUGUCUCUGACAAUAUUAAUGAAAUUUAGUAAUCUUAUACCCCAUAUCCUCCUCGGGGAAACCCAAAGCUCCGUUCAGAAGAGCAGGUUUUGUCCAGCGGCAGGUGCUGCUGAUGUGGGAAAAGUCCUCAAUAUUGAUAACGUGUGUGAGGGGUUACAGCGUACAGUUACAUGCAGUCAGUGCUCCCCCGCAACCAAAUCUCUUACUUUGCAUGUCAGGACCAAUUAGACAGAUGUUUCAAGACUGCACCACUCAGCAGCAGUUAAAGGAAAGUAAUGUAAUUUUGACAUUAACGCCACAAUUGUUCCAAUUUUUCCAAAAUCCUUUAAAAUAGAUUGGUUAAUUUAUGGGCACUAUUUUUUAUUUAAUUCUGAAUCAUAUUUUCAAAAAUUUUGCAAUAAAUUAUUCUUGUCAUUUCUUCAAUUAUUUAUUUAAUUUUAUUUAACCAGGAAAACUUAAUUGAGAUCAAUAAUCUCAUUUAAAAGUGUGCCUUAGACAUUAUACUAAAAAACGAAUACAAAGCAGUCUGGAAUUAUUUAAAAAGGGCUCUAAAGUUGCUCACUGGCCUGCGGAUAAAAGUUUACUUUUUUCUAAUUUGGACCACAUUUUGGUAUUGAAACCUGCAUGUAACACAUAAAGCAGCUCUAGUUCAAGUUUAAAAAAAAAGCUAAAUAAGAGUUUAUUUAAAGUAUACUUAAAAAAAUACAGCUGCUACUUCAGAUUGAAAUCAGGUGUGCUUCUCUGUGCUAUUUGUGGCUGAACUUUCACAAGUGAACAGCGCCGUGGAACCACAAAGUCCUACUCUUAAUGAAGGAAUGAUUAUGCAGUAGCACUCAUUACCUGCAAUCAGUGAUGUCACUUCCAAUGUGGUUGUGGCUUUAAAGGCCCGAGGCAGCUGAAGCUACAGGCCAGCGCUGAUUCAGACCAUCCUGUGUGCGAGUGUGUGUGUGUGUGUGUGUGUUUACACCAGCAGUCGUCAUAGCAGCACAGACAUAUCUCAGAGAUACGUGGGUCAGCAGAAAAACCUGAUGUUCUUACCUGAUUAUUUUACUUCAUUAUUGCUCUCCAGUUUUCAACCUUAAAUAGGGUUAGCGAAAUAAAUAGAGUAAUGCAAUGUAAUUACUGUUGCCCCGGAAUCCAGAAGUUCUAUUGGCAAAUGAUAAUAUUUACCUUCUUUCUUAAUGUUUAAAUAUGUGCUUGCCUCUUUUCUUUUUAACUCUCCUCAGCUAUUGGAACCAGUGGCUUCAGCCCAAGACAAACUCACCAGUUCUCUCCGCAGAUUUACCCUUCCAAGUAAGGCUUCUUUUAUUUUUCUUUUAAAAAUAAGCAGCAUCCAACUUCAUUUGGAUCUUUAAUUAGAUCCUUCUGCUGGAUCGGGGGUUUUCGGCCGGCUCUGUUUGUUAGGAUGUCUGCAGCUUGCGCACUCUUAAAUCUGUUGUAAUUAUUAUCUUGUGAAAAUUUCCUUUGCCAUUUAUUGUUCUUUCUCGAUGUGUAUGAGCCGUACGAUGCUAUCUGCCUCACAGCUUGGCUCUGAGUUAAAAAUGAGGUAGCACAAUCACGAGGAAUUUGUCAGUUAGCAGAGUUUGUGUUAUGGUUUUAGGCGCACAACAUGGUCCACUUUCUUCCUCGCCUUCCUCUCUCACUCUUUGUCUUUUGUUUCUUUUCUCAAAUAGCAGAACAUAUCCACAUAUUCUUCCUACCCCUUCAUCCCAAAAUAUGGCUGCGUACGGGCAGACGCAGUACACCACAGGAAUGCAGCAGGCCGCAGCUUAUGCUAGCUACCCCCAGCCUGGUCAGCCCUAUGGCAUCCCGGCCUAUGGUAAGUUUCCUCUAAGACACAUCAAAACCUCCUCUUCCCUCAGUAACAUAUGCAUGUAAUCUAUGAAUGGCUUUCACAUUGUAUGCAUGCAAAAGGAUAGAAAAUUAAAAAUACUGUGUUUUUAUUUUCGAAUGGGAGUAAACUUUGCUUUUCUCUUCCUUCUUCCUGUAAAUCACGGCCAACAGAGACGUUGAGUUGUCGUUCGGAGCUCGCAUAUUCUCCUGCAUUGUAAUAAAACCGAAUUUGCUUGUCAGGCUGUUCAGAAAGAUCCGAAAGAUCUGUGAUAAAAAUCUGAAAACAAAACCUGCUCUCCUCUGGCAGCGCGAGAGAAAGCUCUGAGUACAUGGCUCACAGAAGGCUUUAUUUGUCCAAAGUCUUUAGAGUGUUUUGACCCCAAAAGACUCUCCAAUAUGUGAAGGAAUUUACUCUGUUUAUUUGAAUGGGAGUGCUGCAACCUACCGCUGCAUAGAAGCUGCAUCGUGAAUGAUUUAGUGUAAGCAAUGGCAACUUUAACUCACAAACACAAGCAGAAAGUUUCAUUACUUGUGCAUCUUUUCCAAAAUGACCUAUCUUGGCCUAUGCUAACAAUAAUAAAAUUAACAUCAAACAGUUGUGCUUCUAACAAGCGUUUUGGAUUUACAGUCGAGUGAAAACACGUCCGCAGUGAGAUAAAAUUACUAAACUGAUGAUAGCAAAAAUCUCUGAUCAGAUAAUCUGCACUCGUGCAUCGUGAUUAGCGUGUUAUACUAACAGACAGACGCAGUGUGCAGUGUAAUUAAAAACCUGUGUUGACUGUUGUCUGUGCAUCAAACCGAUCUGGUGUCACUAACUGAUUUAGGUCCAUUGUGGGCAGGCAUAAAGACGGAGGGGGGUCUAAGUCAGUCCCAAUCCCCGGGACAGACGGGCUUCCUCAGCUACAGCUCCGGCUUCACCACGCCGCAGACGGGACAGGCCCCCUACAGUUACCAGAUGCAAGGUGAGGAAAUCUUUAUGAAGCGUUUUCUCUCUGCAUCCACGCAAAUAAGCUUGGAGGGGGUUGAAGUGCGGAGUGGGAUGCCAUCACUCUCGGUUUAGGAUGGAUGCAUGUCCAAUUUUACAGCUAUAAAAACAGAACAGCUGAAAUGGUUGACAUUGUGUGAGGUUCACAAAACCACCGGGCAGACUUUGAUUCACCAGCGGUCUAAAAUUAUGAUGGAGAAAUGUUGCUUUUUUGUUUUUUUUUUCCUCUCUUUGUAUCUAUUUCUGCUCUUCAAACCUCAAGCGCUCAUCUUUUUUGUCUUUUUGAAAAGUCUUUUUCUUUUCUCUGUUUUCUGAUAACUCUGUCAGUUUUCCUCGGUCUUUGUCAUGCGCUCCCUCUCCUCAGCCUAUCCAAAUAAGGUUUUCUAAGCUCUUAAAAAACAAUUACAGAAAAGGGUAUCUGUCCCUGAUUUAAUAGCACAAAAACCCAGACUGAUUCACAACACGGGCCUCUCCCUCACCCCAAAAGAUCAGUGUAUCUGAGCGGCUGUUAUGUGCAGCCAUGAUGGCUGCCUCCCUCUCUUCUCCUCUCCUCUUAAAAGAAUCAACACAGAUGGAAAAAUGGCAGGCACUUAGGAGGCACUAGCCAUGUUGCUUCCCACUCCCCAGCCUUUGUUUUUUCUCUCCCUGUGAUCAUAUUUGUAUUUGUUUAAGAGCUGAGUCUAGAGAGAUUUAUGUCCUUGGAAACAAUAAAGAUGAGUUGUUGCACCCUGCACUCCUCCUUUUUUUCUCCUCCUUUUCUCCUCCUCUUUCUUCUCAGUCGAGCCUUGUGCCUUGUAAUGUUUCUAUUACUCUCUAUUUGUAUCUGUUUGUAAAGCCUCUGUUCCACCUGCACUUGAGAGGAGAAGUAUUUGCCAGCAGCUACCCGAAUCUUUGUGUUCCCUCCUGCAGUAUCUAAUGUGUGACAGUGGAAACGUCUCCACAUGUUACUGAAAAGCCUCCGGAGCAUCUCACAAUAAAUAACGCCAGCUCAGCAGCAGAUGUGGCGUGGGGAAGCCUCUUUUCCACGCCUCUUAGGCAAAUAGAGUCAGCCGCAGCGAGAGUUUUGCAGCGUGCAGAUGAUGCGCUUGAAAAGAGAGAGCUAUUGAGAGAGACGCAGACAGAGAGAGAGAGCGAGAAAGGGGAACAAGAGAGGGAGCAUGUGUGGCAGAAUGCAGAAGCUGCUAUCCUGCUCUUAGUGGUUUAACUCACGAUGACAGUAUUAUGUGCCCAUUCAUCUUCCAAGUAUUAUGCUCUUACUCUGUCUCUUUCUAGCCCUCAGUCUCUCUCUCUGUCUCUCCUGCUAUCUCUGUUUAUCCAGUGCCGCACAUAGCUUUGAGUGCGUUAGUAAUUGACAGCCACAUCAGAUGACAGAUUGACCACUAUUCUGGCCCCGAGUUUUUCUAACUGUGGCUCUGGCCCUCUGCCACACCAUCAUCAUUACUCUCUCCGGCCUAUUGAUCUGCCUGUGAGGUGCCUCAGGCCUGGGUGUCCCUUCCAAAGACCCCUGUUUUUUCCCCUCACAUCUGAUACUCCCCUCUCUGUCCAUGUCCCUGCCACCAGCCUGUGGCCAGCUGUCAAGGCAGAGGACGAUUAGAUUAAUGUUUUUGUUCCUUGCUUUCAUGCUUGAUGCCAUGGAGCUUAAAUCAUAAAGGCAUAUUUGUGUGCAGUCCUUUGUGUCAGUUUGAAGAAUUAAAAAUCCGAGGUGUGUGGAGAUGAGAUGGUUCUUAUAGUUGGACUGAGCAGAUGCUUGUUAGGUUGAAUAAUUGGAUUCCAGCAUUCUGUCUCAGUGCAAGCUGAAGACGCCGGAGCCGUGGUCAUCUUUUUUAAAAGCAGAGCCCAUCUGGACUUGAUAGCCUAUUCCCAAGUGGGGCAUACAAACUUCUGCUACAAAUAUUGUGCACUGAUGAUAGACAUAGCCCAUGGCAAGGGGACUGAUCAGGCAAAGCAAAUGGACUUCCAAUUGUGGAGCCAGAAGGCAUGAGGGGAAGGAGGAGGAGAGGAGGGGAGGAAUGAUGUCUGCUCCUGAGUGAGUGAACUAACUGGAGCAAGGACAGGGGGAGGGAGAGAAAACAUGCCCCCUGGGGAACCACAAGACCCCUUCUUCCCCCCCAGAAUAUAACCAACACCACCACUCCCAACAGCAUGGGCUCAUUCUCACCGAAGAAGCAGGGGUCCCCUUCGUCUUUUAUGUGGUUCCUUGUUCUCCACGCAGCAACCCUCAAACUCUGCCAGUGGGAGCUUUUACGACUUUUUGAACCGUGCAUUAGGCUAAUUUGUUGUCCUUCGCAGCUUCACUCCUCCUGGUCUCCGUCUUCAUUGUUCUGCAAGACUUUCACUUGAUGUUGAACUUUCUGUGGAGAACAAAAAAAGUUUUAAAAUUCCCCUUUCAGGCCUUGAAAUAUCAAAUGAAUCAACGGAGAGAGAAAGAGAACAGUUCUGAUUAGAAAAUAACCAGUGGGGGCAUAGAUGGGGAACAAGGUAAAAAUCUGCAGUGUGUUUCAUCGCUGGAAGCAGAAAGCGAGAAACUGCACAAAUAAUUAGUGAGGCGAGUAAUCUUGAGAGCUUGGAGGUGUUUGUUUCUCUUAUUUUAGACACAGUGCUGGGUACUUAGCUAACUGACAAGACUAAACACUGCACAACUUCAUUCCUUUUUUUUUUCUGUGUUUUUUCCCGAUACGGUACCCUUCAUGCUCCCCCUCCCCAGACUCCCCUGAUCCUUCCCCCUGUUCUGAAAGCUGCUUCAUGUUUGUCACGGUGUGGGAGGGCCCUCCUGAUGGGGCCAAUGACCACAGGAUGAAAGGAGCUCCCUCUGUUUGUCUAUAGGAACAAAGGUGUAAUUACGCCCCCAUUUAGGAACAGUAAAUUUAUCUCCCCCUUCGUUUUCACUGAAAAUCAGGGAUGAUUUGGGGCUUUUUGGAGAAACAUCGAGGUGAUUAGUGAUAGCUCUUUUAAAACAUGCAGAUGUAGUUUGUGUAACUUUAUAAACGCAUCAAUAAAUGAUUUGUCAUUUUAUCAACAAAAAUAAGUGGUGGAAAGAGGUUGUGUUGUGUUCGCAAACCUUUAAACUCUUCAAAUUGAUUAUUUUUGGAUUAUUAGUUUUCAGAAUCAACAGGCAGAAAUAUCAUAUCCUGAUACAGUUGGAUGAGGUGCACGGUUAUAUACUUAAUAUCUGACAUUCAUAAAAACCCCAUACACCAAGCUGCAGAAAAUCACUAUUGAAAAGUCGGUCACAUUUUUACGUAGAUAUGUAAUUAAAUUAUUUAAGUGCUGUAUUUAUGCCUCACUUUAUUUACAUUACAAUUAGAUAGUCAACCUGUCAUUUAUGACAAAGGUAAAUAAGCUUUAUUUAUUUAGGUUAAGUGAAAUUUUGGAAAUAUUUUUUAUUUAGACACAAGAUGUCUGCAGGUGUUAGAAUUACAAUUUUUAAGGCAAGCAGCUAUUAUUUAAAGAGUGGAAUUAGAGUGUUUUUGUAAAAUAUGUGCUUGUCUCUCAGUGCUCAUAAAAACCACGAAUGCCUGCUAAUAUUAGGACCUUUUUUGCCUUACUUCUUACUAUAGGUGGGAAUCACUAGUGGCCCCACAAUACGAUAUUAUUGUGAUUUUUAACAUUCUGCAAUAUAGUGAGUAUUGCGAUACAAUAUACUGUGAAAUACAUUUUUUUCAACUGUUUAGCUAAUUUAGCAUUUGUCUUUCCUUUAUGUUUGUCUUAUUUACGCUGUAUUUUAUUUUCAUGUAGCACAUCUUGCUAACCUUAUUUGUUGCACUAACUUUCUCCUGCUCUAUGAUGUCACCUCUGCCAACCUCACUGGACAAACAGUUGGUUUUAUUUUCCAUUAUCAUAGACUUGACUUCAAAUUAACAAUCAAUUUGAAAAAAAUCGAUACUUGGUCACUAAGACGAUAUGAUAUAUCGCUAGACAAAAUAUUGCAAUACUAUGCUGUAUCGAUUUUUCCUCCCACCCCUACUUCUUACUUAAAUCUCUGUGCUGCUCCUCCUGUCUGACAUGACAGUGCAGGUGGAUUGUAACUAAAGAGAGAGAGAGACAGAGAGAAAUGUCGCCCUCAGGGGCUGCCACCGCUGCCGCUCAUGUCAUGUGUAUUAUUAAGCCAUUAGAUGCCAUCAACCCCUUUGAAUGAUUUAAUUACCCUGGAGGACCAUCCUUUGAGCAAGUGAAAAGAGACACAUACAUAUUCAUUAUGGCUGGAUGUCAGCAGCAAACCCUCCCCACUCAUUGUUCCUCACAUGGACCUCAACCCUUCUUCCUCAUACAUCUCUGUCUCACGACACCACUCACACCCCCGUUUUCUUCUCCUACGCCCCCAAGUAGCUUACACACAACAGCCUCUUGUCUUACUUACAUUGUGCGGGCUUGGAUGACUUCUGGGGGCAGGUUCCGUCCACCCCUCGCCCUCCCCUACCUCCCUUUUGUCAUUCAUCAGACCUGAUCCAAUCACUGAUAAGGAAGGAAGAGGGGAAGAUAAGGCCCCUGUUGGAGCUCUCCCUCAGGCCUCCCUCCAUACAACAACACAGAGUUGAUUCAUAAGAGGCCAACUUUUUUUUUUUUUAUCCACUAACAAUGUCUAAAAAAACAAUAGAUUUCUUGAUGUUAUAUGCUUAUCAUAAAGUUCAAAAAUGUCUGUUAUUCCUCUCUAAGGUGGCACUUUCACGACAACAUCAGGACUGUACGCAGGAAACAACUCCCUCACAAACUCAACCGGCUUCAACAGCACACAACAGGUAUGCGUACACAUCCUUCCGCUCUCUCUAUUUCUGCUCUCCUCUAUCAGUAUGAAGCUAUCAGUUUAUGUAAGUUUGAAUUGCAGGCUUCUUUCCAACCUGGAAAUCUUUAUGAAACAUGCAUACCCAAUAUGUUACAUUUCAUCCGUGACAUAUUUGAACAUAAAUCACUCAGGAUGUCAAAAGCUUUGUACGCAGGAUUAACUACUGUGCCUCCUCCAACACAAAUGUCUUAUGCCACAGAGGAAAAAGAGAAAAAAAACAAGACAGAUCGUUGUCCAGAUGUAGGACAGGACAGACAUGUGUUUGCAUUUAUGUUUUGGAAUCUGCACUGUAAAGUAGCAACACUGGCGCAGGGCAAAUCUCACAUUACCCUGCCAAACCUCUUUCUUCUCUUCCUCGGCUCCUCUACCAUCUGACUGAUUUUAAUCCACCUUUUUGAUCUAAAUCUCCUUUUGUAAACCGCAUCGUACAUUUCUCUGUUCCUUAUUUUCCUCCACUUGUCUUAUCUUUAUCCCCUCUGUUAUACCGUUUUCAUCUUUCUCUACAGGACUACCCUAGUUAUCCCGCCUUUGGCCAGGGGCAGUACGCUCAGUAUUACAACAGCUCACCCUACACUUCACCCUACAUGACAAGUAACAACACCAGCCCCAGCACGCCCUCCACCACCACCACCUACACCCUUCAGGAGCCACCCACGGGCAUCACUAGCCAGGCGCUCACAGAGAGCCCCGCAGGUAAGAAGCAAUCGUCAUGCAGCGAGAUACCUCGUCAAACCUGAAUAUGAGGAGCUUUAACCUGCUCAGAAUUAAGUUUCUUCUUUUUUUCCUGUUUGUUGGAUCACGGGGAGGCCAAGUACAAUAGCUUGAAGUUUCCCCUGAUAAGAAAGCAUGAGCUAAAUGCUGAAUAUCUUGAUCUGUACAAGCCCAUGCGUAAAAUAUGCCGUUAUUUGGAAGCAAAAUUGAUGAUUAAACCUGGAAUAAGAUGAACAAAUUACUAUAAUUGUAUGAGACAGUAAUGCAUCCUCUGGCAGAUCAGCACUGAUUGUAUCUCAAAGAGUCAGUCAGAUUUUAUGACUGCAUUUGAACUCUCAUCAUGCAUCACAAAAUGUAAUUAUAUACUUUGUCAUCGUAUUUAGAUAGACAUUUUUGCUACAUAUUGAUGGCAUGUGUUUUUGUCCUUUAUCAAAUUGGCAGGCCUUUUCAGUUUAGUCAAAUUUUACAUUUUUUAUCCUACAGAGGGGGAAAAAAAAGAAUAAACAGACAAAACAGUAAAAAAGCACCUUGUCUCUCAUCAAAAUGAUUCACAUACAUCAUGCCAAAAGUCUAUGAAUGUGGCAUCCUUCUCAUCUGCAGCAAAGUCUGUCCAUUUCUCAGGUGUUUCUGAAGGGAAAAAGAAAGUCGCUGAUUCUAUUUGAAAGAUUUCUGUUACUAUUUCCAUCUAUUUGCUGAGGUUUGGAGUCUCACAUUUGUACCAUAAUCUUGUAAUUGUUAUGUUUUACAAGCAGUAACCAAAUCCAAAGUCUUCACUCCUUAAGGCUGUGUGACACCAAUCCUCCUGAUUUAUCUCUUCCCUGAUAUUAUUCCCUCUUUACUUCUAUGAAACACGGUCCAGUUAUAAGGAGUUUUUUAUGCAGUUUUGUUUGUAGUCUUUUAAUUACCUGUAGGCCAACAUAGUCACUUAAAUAUUAAGUCUUGACAAAUGGUUUCUCAAAGUCCUUUUUUAGCUCAUCUCUUGAAACACUCUUUUUAUACUUCUUUCCUUCUUUACCCAGCAGAGUACAGUACCAUCCACAGUCCAUCAACCCCCAUUAAAGAUUCAGAUUCAGAUCGAUUGCGCCGGGCCUCGGAUGGAAAAUCACGUGGCCGGGGAAGAAGGAACAACAACCCAUCACCGCCGCCUGACUCCGACCUUGAGGUAGGGUGAGCCCGCUACCUUGGCGACAGACAGCCUCACCCUGUCUGAGGCCCGUGGACACUAAUCCAUUUACUAUAUGGCUGCCACACUGGCUUUAACACUUGAUGGGCAUUAAUUCUUAAAUAUUUGAUUCCUUAGCCAUAAAUGCAUUAUUGAUGCUCUGUGGAAUAUAUGACUCCACUAAACUUAUAUAAAGAACUCACGUAUACCUCGUGAAUUAACAAUAGGCUAUGAGAUUAAGUGAGUCAUCACUGAGGUGAAUAAUAUAUUUAUUGUGGUCAUCAAAUACUGGACACUAGCGGUGACUAACAAUGACAGCAUGGCACCAUGAGGCCAUAAAACUCUUUGAUAGUGACCGUAUAUCAGGAUAAUCUCUGGGUAAUUCAGAGGCUCUUCAUUAAUACGAUAUGAAUUUGAACAAGGUUAAUAGCACCCAUUAUAACACUGACAUCAUUGCAUGUUAACAUAUCUAGUUAAUUAGUUUGUCACUAUUGAUUACUCUAAUGUAAAGGGCAAGAGAUGGAAAGCGUGCAGCGGAGUGAUAGGAGGAGUGUUGCGGUGACCAACCCAAGCAAAUGGAUCCCGGUCCCUGUGGCGCACAAAUACACGCUCCUGGCCUAUUGACCAGGAGGAUCACCUUGCAGCCCUACAGAGUGCCCCAUUGAUUUUUACCUCUUUUUCUCUCUGUUUUUCUUUGUUUCUUUCCUCCCUCCCCUCUCCGUCCUCCCAUCUCUCCAGCGAGUUUUCAUCUGGGACCUGGAUGAAACAAUCAUCGUUUUCCAUUCCUUGCUUACGGGUUCCUAUGCCAACAGAUAUGGACGGGUGAGUGACAUCAGACUGUGGCAGUAGCGGUGUACUUUAUCAGCAAAACACAUAAAUAUUAAAAGGAGAAAGAAAAAAAAAAGAUCUGAAAGAGGGGGAAAUGGUCAUCGAGCGGCGAAGGAUAGAUUUCACUCCAUCCUGGGCCCACAAUGAGACGAUAGAGCAGAACUCAAUGUACAGAUAAUUGUUUCUUUUUUUAAUAGGUCCAAUGAGGCUUGGCAAGUACUCAUGUGCUCUUUGCAGCUGUUGGAGCUAUGCGCGACCGGACGGGGCUCGGCUGCAGGGGCUCACAACAGUUGCACUCUGGAUGUCUAUUGACACAUCUUAAGUGUUCCUUUCUCCUUCAGAAAUGCCACAUUGUUAGUUUAAUUAAGUGCUUCUCAAUCCAUCCUUUUCAGGCUGCAGUCUCCCCUGAGACCCCAGGCAGGAGACUGAGCCCUGCACGUGUAGAUGAGUCCAAACUCAAACUAGAACACAAAGAUUCCCUUGAACUUGCUUUAAUUAGAGUCCAAUUAAAACCGAUGCAUAUAUAGAUUCACAUACAAACACAUACUACUAGGUCAUUUCGCCUACCAUGUCACUGAGUGCGCUUAUAAAAUGAAGAGUUUACUUUUCCAGGCUUUGCUAUUUAUUGUUCCAUGUAAAUUGCCUCUCUAAAUUUAAACUUUCAAAGCAAACAAUUUGGGAAAUAAGGCUGAAUCCUAUUCUCAUGGUUUGGUCGAGGUCAUAGGUUUCUAUAUAGCCUUCAAAAUGCAGCUUCCGCUCUUAUUUUCCCAUUUGAAACAAGAACACAGGAAUAAAAAUAACUAAUCAUAAAUACACAACUUUUAAAGAGACAAAUAAUUAACAUUAAUAUUGAUAUUAUGGUGUCUGGGACUCGCGUUUCUAACCACCAGUUGUUUCAGCUUUGGAGGUGUCUGGGUUUGAAGUCAAAAAUGACAUAUUGCUCCUCAUAUGUUGGAUAGCUUAGUGUCUGAAGUCUGCGCUCUUUGCCUUUGUUCUGGUAUGAAGGGGUGUUUGAUGGGGGCAGUGUUUUGUUUUUGGGGUGAAAGAGGGCUGCCCCGCGACCCUCCACUGUUUAUUUACUUUAUUCUCAGCCCUGCAUGCUGGGUAAAGAGAGCUAAGGCUUAGGGAGCUGUGGCCGAGUGAUGAGGAACUCUCUAACCACACACACACACACACAUAUACACACACACACGCACACACACACACAGGGUCUCCAGUGUGCUCCUCUGAAACAGGAAACACUCCUGACUCCAUAAGGGCCCGCUCCAUCAGAGCUCAUAUAGGAUGUGACAGCCGCAAGAGUCGCUCUCACUCUCUCUUUCCUCCUUUGUUCCUUCUUUUUCUCCUUCUCUUUUCACUUUAGUUUCUUUUUUUUUUUUCUUUUAACAAAUUUUGUCUUCUUCUCAUGCUCCAUCCUGCUGACUUUAUCACAUUUUUAAGAGGGAGGCAUGCUUAUACACAGCAACCGCAAAGCAGGCUAUCAGAAUCACAGAUCUAUAAACUUCUUCAGGAUAGAAAGUGAAGCUCACAAACAUCCCUCACAGCCACAACAACUCCUUCUUCUUCUCCUCCUCCUCCCCUCGCUUUUGUCGUCUGUGUCAUCUCCGUCUCACGGACACAAACAAAAAAUUACAAAGCCGUUUCCCCCUCGUAGCUCUAAACUUACUAUAAAUAGAUGUGUAUCUGAGUGUGUUUGCAUCCACACUUUCUCUCCCUCUCUCUGACCUCCCACCCACUCCCCCUUUUUUUUCUCACACACACACACACACACACAUGCACACACACUGCUGCUCUUAUCAGCUCUUUUAAUUGGCAUCAAGGCAGCUCACCCCCAUAAAGCUGAUGGCUGAGGCCAGCUGUGCUGCUAUUGGGCUGGCCAGAGCUCGAGCUUAAAGUGGGUGGGGAUGGGGGGUGGGGGGGUUGUUAUUGGUAAGGGGUUAAGGAGGAGGAGGUGGUGGAGAGGGGGACUUGGCGCCCCUGUGGAUGGCACUGACAUCUCGGGACAGGUGGUGCUGCAGCUAUGACAGCAGCAGCACUUUGGCCUUCUGGCCUGCUUGUAUUCUUAACUCCCUCACUGACUGAUUGUUUAGAUUUAAUUGGAAAGGAUUCACUCGCGCCGGAGAAGAGUGCCCUUUCCCACCAAACCGAGCCACGGUGCUAAAUCACAGAGCAGCGGCAGAGGUUAGAGAGAGAGGGAGGUGGUGCUCCGCUGAUGUGGGAAGCUAAUUAUUUUUGAUGAAUUCUGGCUGAAAGAUUGAUUCAAACUGGGAGGUGAAGAGGAAGGAGGAAGCGGCUCAAAGUGGGGAUUGAGCUCUACUUGUGUGGUUUGUCCUCCUGUCAUUUUAGUGAAAACAUAAGCAUUGUGAGGUGUGACAGCUAAUCAGGAGAAAGCUCAGGUGUGUCCUUAGGUGGUUUAACUUAGUAAUCCCCGCUUCUGGUGCUGCCUGGUCUUUCAUGCUGUCUCAACCAGUUGCACGAAAUCCUCCUGCAGAGUCUGCAAAUGUCAAUCUUCAUUCUGUGGCUGCAGGAGACAAAAUCAAAAGACUCAAAGCUGGUCCAUUCAUUUAAUUAAUGUCUAUGUUUAAUUAUACAAUGAAACACAAACAUAAGAGGGAGCAAUUUGUUAAUACAGGAGGAAAAAAUCUACGAUUUUGCAUUUUCUUUCUUUUUUUUAAAGGGAAAAUAACACACAUUGUUACAGACUCAUUAACUAUUAACAGUGCAGUUCACCCCUCUUUGGGUGUUAUCUUACAGACAGUGCUACCCAAUCAUCAUGACAGCACGUGUCACAUUACCGACAGACAGCACAGUUUCAGGGAAAUUCAUAAAUGUAUGUCUUCAUCCCACAUUUGGAUAAAACUCUUAAGCCUGUUUGCUUAAGGGAAAAGUGUGCGGUCACAUGAUGCAUCAGCACAAAUAUGCAGCGAGUGGGCUAUUUACGAUGAGACUAUGACCCCGAGUCCUCCAAAUCGACCACCCCUCCUGAGAAGAGACAUGCUUUUACUGCAUUCAUUCAAGUCUGUGGCAUUUCUGAUGACUAUUCUGGUCCCUCUUGGAGGGUCGUAAACAGAGGCCCAAACUUUCAAGUCCGCCUAAUGUCUUCUUUUAUGGGAACGGCCUGCUGAGGAAUUUAAAAGGGAUUCAGCGUUAAUUGAGUGACUAAGAGGGAACAGCGUUAUUUAUUGUUUCACAUUAACUCUUUGAAAUGGAAAAAAAAAAACGUACCUCAGUGUUCAGAAGAAAGGUAUUUAUUUGUUUUUGUCUGUUUUCCAGGAUCCGCCGACCUCUGUGUCACUAGGCCUGAGGAUGGAGGAGAUGAUCUUCAACUUGGCCGACACACACUUAUUCUUCAAUGACUUAGAGGUACAUUUAUGACUUUUCUGUUUCUUACUGCCCUCUUUAUCUUUUUUUUACUGCACUUAAUGUUCACCAAAUGAUGAUAUCAGCGGUCAGAGGAGUUUUUAUGUUGGAACUCAAGUCCAUUAGGUUUUCAGUAAAAGCAGCAACAAGCGUUUCAUAGCGUGACGCCUGUUUCUCAGUUAUCAUGUCCCUAAGCGGUGAAGUAUUACCUCCGAGCUCAGGGGAUACCAUGAAUUUUACAUGUGCUGUCAGUCUCCGUCAUUCCUGGGUCACCAGCCCUGCCCCCCCCCCCUCCCCAUAGAAGCCAGCUCAAUUUGUCAGGCUCUGGUGUUUCUGUCUGUGUCUGUGUCUCUAUGUGUGUGUAUAUCCAUGUGUGUGUGUGUGUGUGUGUGUCACACUGUGUGCUCGGUGUCACUGUCCACACACCACAGACCCCUCUGUCACAGCAUGAAAUCCCACGCCGCCUCCCCUCCCACGCCUCUUUGCCUCUCUGAUUCAUGUACGGCUGGUGUAAAAUCUGCCCCUGGGGCACAGGAAUAGAGGGAUCAAGGAAAGGGAGGUGUGUGUUCAAGAGUGUGUGUGUGUGUGUGUACGGUGGGGUGUCUGAGUGUCUACUUUACUCUGGGGAGAGCUAAAACUAUAAGCAUGUGCCACAUUUUUGCCUACAUAUUUAGUGCAAACUUCUCUCAAGUGAACAAUCAUGACUCCUCUAACUCUACUGAUAGUCGAGGCAGCUCACCUCCUCAUGUCUUUUGCUCUUUUUAAAGUUCUUUUAAUGACUUCAUGAACCUUUUAUCAUCAGGAUUUUUGUCCUUACCGCCUCCUCCGAGUCCCACAGUGAACGUGAUCCCACUGUCCGUGCAUUCUCCCUCCCUGUCCUGCUUUCUGCUGACCUCACAGUAGAGGAAAUGUUUUGUUUGAUACUUAAGUGUGAAGAGAUCUGCGGCCUGUCUGCCAACUCUCAUUACUCACCACUGUGUUCGGCUGUGUUACAUGAAACAAACCCAAGGAGGAGGGUGAAAAAACAGAGAAAGAGAGACAGAGAAAAAUGCUCAUACUCUCCCAGACGAGUGACUGAGAUUCCAAACGCCGUCAUUGUGAUCAAAGUUAAUUGGCUGCAAUUGGCUGGUUAAAUAUUUCCUUAUGCCCUGGCCAUGUAGGAUCCAUCGGAGCUGCGCUUUCUUUUAUAGAUCUGCCCCAAUCAUUUGAAAAGAUGGCAGUUUGUGACAACACUUAAAUGUGGUUUUGCACAACAUCUGUCCUGUGUUUUGAUUUCGUUUCAUGUGUGAUGGAACAGUUCACAGACGAAUUGGCAGCUCGGCUGCUUAUAGAAUCAUUUAAGAAUGAAACACAUAGGGUCCCUCUGCUCUAUCUCAGUGACAAAAUUAUUAGAUUUUCUUUUGACACUUAAAAGCUUUAGAUUUCUGUCUUCAGCUAAAACUGGACUAUUUCUACGACUUAAAUAUCAGUCUGUGGUCUGCUGCAAGCGUCUAAUGUAAAGCUUUCUCUGCAGACGCUGCAGUGAUUGUCAUUAACAAUCACACCAGAGGAGGAGUGACAUUCUCUUGAAGGCGUAUUGAUCUCUCCUCUUAAAACGAGCUCGGCUGCUGCGAGUGUUAAGUGCCAGUUCUCAGCAAUGCCUAACCAGUUGUGUUUCCUCUCUGCUGAUUUACAGUCCUGCAUCUCCGAUAGAGCUAAAUAGAGUCCAACUAUAAAUACCGCAGCCAGCAGCAGUUAUGUAUUUAAGCAUGUGCAGAAAUGCAUAUGGUCCAUCUAAUUUAGUCGAAGCCAUAAAGGGAGACCCCAGAGGCUGUGCAGAAACACAGGUGCAGAGUUAGUGGCCUUAGUGGUGUGUGUGUGUGCUCCAUCUAGGUCUUAACACUGUUGUUCUGCCAGUCUCUGCACAAGAACAUUAAAUAUGAACUCACAGCCACACUAGUUGUGCAGUCUCUUUUUAUUGACCUUGCAUUGAAUGCUUGUUUAUUGAAUAAAUUAAUUAGUUUUAAACAAUGCACAAGGCUUUUUUUUUGUUUUACCUUUCCAAGCCUCUUCAAAUCACAAUGAAGCAUAAUAUUGUGCUCAGCCUGCAGAAGCCAGAGCAAAUACUCUGUUCUUGUGUAUUAUGUGUUGAAGUGUGUGUGUGUGUGUGUGUGUGUGUGUGUGUGUGUGUGUGUGUGUGUGUGUGUGUGUGUGUGUGUGUGUGUGUGUGUGUGUGUGUGUGUGUGUGUGAGAGAGAGUGUGUGUGCGUGUGUGAGAGUGGAGGCUGGGCCGUGUUGAUAGAGCUGGUGAGUGACGAUUCAGAGGAAAGUCAUAAAAAGAAAGAGGGCAUGCCGAAGGGGUCAACAGGGAUCAGUUUCACCCUUACGUCUCUUUCUCUCUUUCUCCUCGAACCCUUUUCUGGAUCAGCGCUUUCUUUUUUCAUGCACUGUUCGGCUAAAAUGCAUCCUUGUAAUACUGCACCUUCCUGAAGAGUUCUCUUCAGACACAGAAACUAUAACAUAAACCAAAAAAAAAAAAGAAAACACUCUUUUCUUAAUUAAGGUCUUGUAGUUUGUGAGUCUGCGUGUGGUUGUAGCACAUUUUCCUUGGCUGUUGCACGGCUAAAAAAGAAAGUCUUAUGAACCACAACAGGGAAAACUUCACAAGUGGCUCCAAAAUGUUUAAAAAAUUACUAAAAUUUAUUUAUUUAGAGAGAAUAAAUCCAACACAAAUAAUUUUGAUUUAAACCUACAAACUUCAAUUCUUUUGGUUUAUUGUAUUUAAGAGUAACAUUUCAAAAAGGAGCUUGGCCGUUUUGUGUAUUUUAAGGACACUUUAAAGGCUAAAUUACAGAGUUAGAUUUAUUGUAAAUAUGCAUUAUUUUCGACAAAUAGUAAAUUAGCUUCCUCGGGUGCUCGCUCUGUGUCAUGUGAGUUAAUUGAUGGUCCGCGGUGAUGUGUUUAAUGAAGCCCACUGAGGCUGAGCUCACUUGGAGAAGACUGACAGCUCUGCUGUGACUCAGGGUGUGAGUUUACUGUAGGUGCGCUGCAGCGGCCCAAACGCUAACGUCGAGCAGUAUGUGGGAACCGGGGGCCUCUCUCUCUGACCGAGCCCCCUGUGCUCCCUUCUCAGUGGGGUAUGGGGGGCUGCCGUCUCCCCCUUUCCUUGGGUGAGAAAACAACCCUCCCUGUCUGGUGGAUAAAGGGCAUGGGGGCAAAGCACUCACAGGGAGAGAAGGGGGAGAGGUCUCUAAAGGUGGGAACAUUUUGAAUUAGUCCAAUGAUGUCUCCACGCUGUGCACACGCACUCCAAACUCUGAAUAGUUUUAACACUCACACAUAUACGUACGUUUAAACACAUGCUUUUUAAGCAGUCAAAAAAGCACCCGCAAACUCUCCGUGUCCCUCACAUGUACCUGUGGAGUCACCCUGUGACACUGCGAGCUGUAGCCUUUUAUAGCUCCCAGCCUGCAGUCACAGGGUUGAAACCUCCUCUGUCACUCUCACCCAGCGGCUGCCUGUUAAUGAGAGAUGCUGUGAAACGCAUGGUUACCUUUUUCCUCGUGGCUGAAACGGCCCUCCAGAGCCUCUUACUGUGGAGCCAUUCUGCUGGUUUUAUAUCCCACUGUAGAGAGUCAGGUCCUGUACUCACCAUUCCGUAUGAUUGGUAGCUUUAUGGUGUUUUCCUUGAAAGUGUUUUUUUGUGGUUUUAUUCCCAGUAAGGUAAAACAUGAUGCUGACUGUUCAUUUCAUUGAACUUGGAAAUUCUGUCAUUCAGUUGACGGGGUACCAUUUAACACUCUAGCUUUUUGGCACUCAUGUUUAUUUAUAUUCCAAAAUUUCCAUGGCAACGUCAAACUCUGCACCGGUUAAAAACCAUGAAACCCUUAAUUUGCGAUCCCUUUUUUCUUUGAAUUUUCAAAACAGGCCUUUUUCACACAGAGUUUAUUUGGUCAGAUGGUCACACACUGAUGUGGGUGUUUUAUCAUGCGCCUGGCCACUGAUGCAGCACUUCUGUCAUGCUCCUCGACAUAACUCCAUCACGUCUCCAGGCGGGACUACUGAUGUGUUUUGGAAAGACUACAGAGAGAAAAUGAAGGUUUCAAAGCCACCCUGUCAAUCUUGCUUCCACAGAGCUCCACCACGCCCCCACUCCGCUCCACACUUUUCUAACACAGACUGUUCAUGCACCAAUAGGGGAUGAGGGUGCACGGAAAAUACAGCGUUACUGUCUGGUAACAAACGAUGAUAUUUAAGAACACAUUUCUUAUCCCAAAUUAAAGACAGAGUGACAGCACCUGCCCAGCGUGCUCCUUGGAGGAGUGAACAGAAACUUGCAGAGAUCGGUCCAAACAACAGUCCUUUUGGCAAGAGUAAACAGUUUCUCUGAGCCGAGGAGGGAAAAUGCUGAAAUGACUGAGAUUUGAUAUUGUAUUUAACGUCGCCCUCCUCCAGGUGUGGUUUGGACUUGCAACCUCAUAAAUAGGGGACGUGAAAAGCGGCUCAUCCAUCAAACAUAACUAAUUUGUAUUUUUCACUGCUUACCUGCAGGGCGUUUCUUUCUUUUCCACAUUUUCUAGUCACUGCAAGAAUGCUCUUUAGACCGCUUUAUUAAGUCUCAGACCGUUUCUGAGUGAGGCGUACCUGUGCUUCUUCUGGAUCCCUCCUCCUGAUCGUGUGAAUUUCUGUAUGACCAGCAUGGACGACUCUGUACCUGUGCUUUGUUUGGCGCCGCUGUUUGAAUUCCGUGGCUGUUCAAGCACAGAUUGUGGAUAGGAAUGAAGUGGGCUCGAAGAACUCUCCCUUUGUUACCCACAUCCUGUGUUUGACCCCCAGGUAAUCACAGCUCCCCCUCCUUGCUCCUCUCCCCCACCAGACAGGGGUGCCUGUGGUGGGAACGGAGAAGGAAGUUGCUGGGGGUCACAGACCGCGGGGGGGAUGACAGCCACUGCCGGUGCAGUGGCAGUAUUGAGAACCUGCGAACCAUGGAUGAGCCUUUUUCACAUGGCAUUAGCCUGUAGGGUCACAGGGAAUGCUGUGAUGACGGCUGUUAUCGCUCACAGUGCGCCUCUGACCACCCACCCCCACCCUGACAGCUCACCUGAGAGAGAGAGGGGCUGAGCUGGACGACAAAAAAUGGACACUACCAACACGGUGACCUCAACCUUCAUGGGAAAAACAGGUCUCGGAGUUUAAAUAGCUCCAUCCUUUCUGUGUUUUGGCAACAGGCGUUUGUGACUCGCCCUGUCUUUCUUCUCCCGGCCUCUGACUACUGCAGUCACCACUCUGAGCUCUUUCCAGGGCUACAGGAAGACUCAGGCCGUCAUCGCUGAUUGCCUAAUGACAGACGCCACAGGAACAAAGAGGGCUCUGAUAACUCCCCCUACAGUGAGGACGCCUCAGCAGACUAGUAGAAAGACAAAGAGACAGGGAGAGGAAGAGAGAAUGAAUUAUGUAGAGAGGGAGCAUCCUGAAGCAGAGGAAUUCUGUCUUCAAUCUCGUUCAUUUCUGUGUUUUUUUUUUUUUUUUUCCUGUACAGAAACAGACGGUCUGGUAGCUGGGAAGAUCCAGAUAAAAGAAGAAUGCUGCUGAUGAAUUUAACAGAGCGAUGUAGUGUUUGCAUAAGGAGUAAUUGUGAUGGCUUCUGGUGGAGGGUCUUCACUCCUGAGUACAGUAGGAACAUCUGGUGCGAGUUAGCGGUGAUUGUAGGUUUUAGAGAGACCACUGUUUGCUUGGCGAGGGGAGAACGGGGGGAUUCGAUGGAAAAGAGAUGUUCAAAAGGUUCUAAGAAAUUUCUCAAGCUGCCCCUCAAAGUACCACCGUUUUGAGGCCUGUCAUUCUAUUGUUGGCGUUACACAAACAAAAUAGGAGCAGGAUGUUAUUUUCUCUCUGAGGCGCUCCAGUGAGUCGGCAAUAAUGGACGCUGUCUGAGUCGGUCAGCGAGUAAACUUCAUCACCCCGCAGAUUGUGUUUCCAUCCGAUCCACUGCCGCUAUACGACUGGACUUAACUAACUCUAACCUGCAGCAUCCAUGCCUCUGUGGUGUUUACGAGGCCUUCAGAAGUGGCUACUAAUGAGAAUGUGUAAGGGUUACUGUACGACAUUACCCACAGCCACCUCCUCCAUUAGCUUUUCCAGUCCUCCCAGGAAGCCAGUGCAGAGGUUUAUACCAGCCCCAGCUGGGAAGCGUAAUUGUUGGAGUCUGCGCAUUCCUCCAACCAACCCCCUCCUUUUUUUAUGCCAGGCACACACACACACACACACUCACACACACACACGCGGUAACUUCUAUCUGGAGGUAGAGAAGGGCAGUUCAGCUGUUUAAUCAGAAUCAUUAUUUCUGACAAGCUCAAAACAAAGGCGGGUGUUCAAACUCUCCACUGUGUUUUUCUUGGCUGUUAAAUGUUCAGACACUUUACACUUGUUUGACUUUGAGGAUUUGGAAAAGUUCAUGUCAAAUCUUUCAUAAUCAGCAGCAGUUUUAAUGACCGCAGUCUGAUUACUGACACAUAUUUAUGUGUUUGGAUCACGCUCCAGUCCCGGUUCCCGCUCCUAAAGUAGGCUCAUAAUUAACGCUUAGAGUAAUACUGCUCUCUGAUCAGUGUGUUGAUCCAUGCCAGCUGUCAAACUCUGAAAGAAACACAUGACAGGGAGAAGAAUAAACACAAGGAACUAUUGUUAUCGGAGAGACAGCAUAUAAUUUGGCAGUGAUGCAGAAAACAAGUGGAGCUGAAUGGUUGCAUCAAAGUGAAAGUGGAAUGAUUGUCUGUGAUUCAUCAGCAGGUAAUUACUGCAUAAUAGGAGCAUUCCACUCACUUGCACCAGAAUGGGAGGUCUUUAAAAGACGGCUUAACCCAGGCUGCUGUUUUUGUUGUCCUAAACAAACAGACAUGCCUCUACUACUUAAGGAAUUAAGCAAACCAACACUUGUGACUCCAGUUCUGUAUUCUGGGGUAACUUGUGAUCGUAAUUUAUCUACAAGUUUUCUGGCUGCACAUCGUCUGGCCGGGACAAAUUGCUGCUUUCUUGGAAUAUUGGAGAUAUGCUGGUGAGUGUCUGGAAACAGAUUAAACCAUCCGUGCUGAAAGCCCGUCUCCAAUUGGCAGUCCAUCUCCUGGAACGUGGGGCUAAGAGCUCACUCCAUGUGAGGUCAUUUUGACUCUCUCCCCCCCUGCUUUAACCCACCACUCUCCUCCAUCUCCACCUCUCUACCCCUCCCACCCCCUUCUUAUCGGGGUGCCGGAGCCCCGGAGUGGGAGGGGAGAGGGGUCACGGGGUCAAAGUCUUUUCCUCUUUGGAUCUUGGGGCUUGCUGGGAGAGGCUUGGCGAGAGAAUGGCUGCAUUAGAGCAGGGGUUGGGGGUCAAGAUUUUAAUUCUGUUAAAGAACAGCUGGUUUGAGUUUCUCCGCACGUCGCUCUCACCCUCCCUCUCCCCACAAAUCCAGGGAGAUGAAAAAUUUGUUCAGAGGGGAACCAGUAAAAUAAAAAAGGUUUACAGUCCAAAGCCCUUACCCUUACCCUGCUCCGGCAUUAGAGAGGAAUGCAAUAACGUCAGCAUUUGGCAUCAGUUAGAUUGACUUAAAACAAGGAAGUCCUUUCUGUGUUUUGGUGUCUUAACAACCGGAUGAAACUUAAUUAAAAAGUUAAAAAAUCUGGAGGGAUUUUUCCAACUCUGGGCUGGAGGAAUUUUCUCUUGCUAGUUUCAAUUUCCACAAGAAAUUAUUAUUCCUCACUUCACUUCAAACAGGUGAGGGUAACUUUUGGAGGUUACUCAACAAAUUUCCAACUCAGAGAAAUUCUUUUAGAUAAGAAGAGGGUUUGUCGUCACAUCCUUUAGAAAGACUUUUGCUUUGAGUCUGAGCAAAAAUAAGCGUAGCUAGUUUUUCUCUGCUGCGUCACAUGUGCGAUGUGUUGAUCUGAAUGCCAAUGCAGGACUCCCCUCACAUUUCAAGCUGGCUGAGAGGGCAGAGAGAGGAGGAGGGGUAGGGGGUAGUGAGGGGAGGCACUAGCGCUCUCCUAUAAAUGGAAAACUAAUAACAGAUUUUCAGUCUGCUUUCUCCUGAGCUCUCUUGCCUGCUGCCUGGCCCCGGGGCUGUGUUGGUGUGUGGCGCAGCAGCAAUCAGAGGUCAUAAUUUCAUUGGCGGUUAGCAUCAGGUUCAAUUUUUCUAGUAGGUUACAUUUACCAGAAAGUCUGGAUUGUGUUACCGUGUACCGGUGGAAUCAUUGCAGAGCUGCAGAAUCCCUCUACCUUUCCAAGAGGAGCCCGGCACCCCCACAGGGGAAGAGGAGUGCGCACAUAUGUUUGGAGAUGCACACACACUCUUUCACAGACACACUCAAGCACACGCACAGGCCAUUAGUGCCAAGGCUUUUUAUACAUCCAACGAGCCCACAUACAUCCUUCUACUGUAUGUAUAUAUAUAUAUAUAUAUCAGUACUUUCAGAAAUAGCUGCUCAAAUUCAAACCUGGGGAGUGUUUAGAGUUGCUAGAUUGAGACUUAAUUGGUUAUGUCUGUGGGUGUGCAUAUCUUUGGACCCCUCUAGUGGUGGCAGUGCUUUCCCACUGAUGAUGAGGUAGCUCUCUGUUUGGACAGAGCUGCUGAAGGAAAGAGAAAAUGGGGGGGCUGAUUCAGAGAAAGUCAAGGCGAAGAGGGAUUAAGGCCGAGACUCGCAGCCAAAGCGCAGAUUCCUGAAUAAAUAUGUUGUUUUUUGAGGAAAAGUACUUCCUCCUCAAAAGAGAGAAACUAAGAGUUUUUGAAUCCUCAGCGACUUAAGUUGUAUGUUUUCUGUGUUUCAGGAGUGUGACCAGGUACAUAUCGACGACGUGUCCUCUGACGACAACGGCCAGGAUCUGAGGUACAGCGCUGGUACACUCUUGACUCAUUCUUGAUUGACCAGUGAGGGCGAACUUCACUCUUUUCUAGUUUCAACUCAAAAACAUCCUGUGUUGACAGUUUCUGUCUUUGUGUUCCUCUCAGUACGUAUAACUUCGGCGCUGAUGGUUUCCACGCAGCGGCAACCAGUGCCAAUCUAUGUCUGGCCACGGGCGUGCGGGGCGGCGUGGACUGGAUGAGAAAACUGGCCUUCCGCUACAGACGAGUAAAAGAAAUCUACACCACCUACAAAAAUAAUGUCGGAGGUAAUCCCCAACAAGGAGCAGCAGAUCUGUCCAGUAGAAAUAAGUCGUGCCAUCAUUAUGUGGGCGUUAGUGUGAGAGUCUGCGCAUGUUCACGUGUGUGUGUGUUCUAAAAGCACACACCGCUCGGUCAGGGUUAAAUUUUGAAAAUUUCAGUGGUAUUUUCAAAGCGCAGGUCCAACCCAAACAAUGUUCCCCUGCCUUUCAGGUCUGCUGGGCCCAGCCAAAAGGGAAGCCUGGUUGCAAUUGCGAGCAGAAAUUGAAGCCUUGACGGACUCCUGGUUAACACUGGCACUGAAAGCACUAACAUUAAUCCACUCAAGGUAGGACUGCAGUGAGGAAAAUUGCACCCAGUCCCUUACCGCACUUUAAAAACACACAUGUGGUGUAAAUAAGUCAACUCCGAACUCUCAAGCUAUUAAAGAAAACACCAAUGCAGCAAUUUGUCUUUUGGACACAUUUUCUUGUCUGACUGUGGACGAAAAGUCAGAUCAUAGAUGUGACUCCAUUUUUCAGAGCAGUAGUGUUGUUAUGUUUUUCUCUGUCCUCCCUGUGAGCGGUUUCCAAUAAUCCCUCUGUUCGUCUCUGUUCUCUCACUCCUGCAGGUCAAACUGUGUGAAUAUCCUGGUGACCACCACGCAGCUCAUCCCUGCUCUGGCGAAGGUGCUGCUCUACGGCCUGGGAAUAGUCUUUCCCAUUGAGAAUAUUUAUAGUGCAACCAAAAUAGGUAAACACUGCCAUUAAAAUGUCCGCUGUGUAAACAAUUAUUACUUUGAGGACAUGAGUGGUUUUUAUUUUGGCUUGGUGACUGUGAAAACAAAUAAGACCAAAUGACAGGUCAGAGACGUGGAUUGGGUGGGAGAUUCAGUCACCAGAGAGGCUUGAUGUUCUACCCAAUCAGACAGGGAUUAUUUUCCUGGAGUUGGGCCUUUGCUGGGCCUCUGCAGGCCUCUCCUGUUCAGCCUCUGCAUAUGAAACCACUUCUGCGCAUUUAUGUCAGCAACAUCCCCCCCCCCCGCCUCCUCUUUUCCUCCCUUUCUUCACUGUUUCAAAUGCAAAAUAAACAUCGAGCUUCACUCCUGCACCGUUUUUAGGCCCCAUCAGUGCUGAGUUGGAGCUGAGUGCAGCUCAGGGUUCCUCAGAUCGCUAAGCACACCGGUCCUCCUAACCAAACCCUGCAGCAUGCAAAAGUGAUUAAACUGAUUUAAGAGCAUUUGUCCCGUGUUUGAGGAGCAGGAGGGCAGAGUUAAUGCUUUUCAGAUUGGCUUUAUCUCCCAGCUGAUCUUAUCACAUCUCCUCUCCGGGCUCUAAGUGUUUACACUCUGCACUAUUUUGUGCAUGUGGGGUGUUUUUAAAGGAGCUCUUGUCACCCUGUGCCUCUGAAUAAGCUUCAUGUUGUUUGUUGGGAAAUCUGCGUGCAUCCAAUACACUAACAUCCCGUUGUCGACCUCCUCUGCAGGGAAGGAGAGCUGCUUCGAGAGAGUAAUUCAAAGGUUCGGGAGGAAAGUUGUUUACAUUGUUGUUGGAGACGGCGUGGAAGAGGAGCAAGGCUCAAAAAAGGUAAGAAGCCUGCGUACACGUCGGGUCAUUGGGUGGGAAGUACACAAAGCUAGAAGAAAGGAUAAUGUUUGGACCUGUUUUUACUUUCUGCGAGGGCAGGAGUUCACACUGCAGAACACAAAACAUACCUGCCAUACCGCUCCAAAGAAAGGACUCAGCGCUCUGGCUCGGCCUCUCAACAGUCUUACUUUUCUUUCGUUCUUUUAUCCUCUUAUAGCGCGUCCAAGUACAAGAGAGAAAGUCUGUAGUGUGUAAUCAGCGCUCUUCCUCCGCCGGCUCAGGUUUACAGAGCAGGGGAGGGGAGAGAUGGCAUAAUUAUAUAUCCCUGCUCUGUGCCCUGAGCAGUGUGAAUGCUGUGUGUGUAAUGCUAGGCCGGCCCUUUGAGGCAUGUCGUAAACAGAGCGCACAUAAAGAGACUUAAAUCAUUGUUGAUGGAAUUAGAAUAUUUACUGCAAUCACAAGCCUGUGAGCACAAGAAGGAUCCCUCUCUGAACUUUUCUCAGUACCUGUUGGCUCCUGCUUCCAUAUUUGUAAAUUCAGCAUUUCUGCCAAGGUUUGAGUGUAAACCAAAUACCGCACACAGCAAACACGUUCAUUAGCGAAUUAAUCAGAGCAUAUUUCACUGUCAGUGUCGGUGCGCCACAGCGUCAAGCUGAAGACGAGGAGUUUCCCUUUGAAAACCCUCCGGCUCCUUUUUCACCUGUUUCUCAGUAAACAACGAGUCGAAGCGCGAGGACAGAUGAAGAGUGAUUAGGCGGCGAUUAGGGAAGAAGUAGCAACCUUUCCCCCUGGAUGAGUGUGUAAAAGAAUAGCCCGGUGUUGUGAAAAAGCAAACACACCCUGAGAAUAAGCUCCGGAGGGAAGAUUGUGGAAAAAAAAAGAUGCAAAUAUUUUUACUCAGUCUUGAGUUGUCGGAUCGUGACGUUGAUGGAAGGAUAAGGCGUUUUUUUUUUUCCCCGUCUGAGUGCCCAGAGUCCCACGACACGCCAUGCGGUAAAAGGUUUCUGUGUCAACAUCAGAGAGGACGUGGAAUAACACAACAAUUUCAGCCGUCAGGAGGCACACAUCAGACGUGACACUGUGCGAACUACAAAAGCAAAAGUCUUAAAGUCCUCUCAGCCCUCAUUCCUUCAUCUGGAAGAGGAAAAAAAAAAUUCUGCUCUCAGUUAUUACCGUCGCCCGGGAGAGAAGGCAGAGAUAUUAUCUCCUGCUUUUAAACUUAAAAGGAAAGACAAUUUACAAAACAAAAAGCAAAGAGCUUUUUAAGGGUCAGUGCAGGCUCCUCUAAGCGGAACAUACGCCUGGGAGAGGCCGUACCUUUGAUAAAGAGGAGGGGGGUUAUGGGCUCCACACAGCCAGGAGCUGAGGACUCUACCUGACAGGCUCCUUUCAUUCUCUGUGAUUCUCAGGUUUCUGCCUCUGUCCUCUGCUGAGGAACAACAGCUCAUUUGCACUGUCCUAAACACACACACACACACACACACACACACACAGACGGGCUGGAGGUUCACUGGAGACACUGAGGGAAAUUUAUUUCUGCUGUGGGUAAAGACAGCAGCUGGAUGAGUUUGUUGGAGUUAAAGUACAUUAGGAUGCAGAGGAGGGCUAUUUGGUUGCACUGAUAUGUACAGUAGGAAGCUGGAGGAGGAGUCAGGGCAUGUUAGAACGAUCAUUUUUCCUGGUGAGUGGACAGGAUUUACUUCAUUCACUCAGUUUGUUGGCUAGUGUGUCUCGAGAGCAUCCGCAUAUGAUGCAAAUGAUAAUAAUGAUGCCUUCAAUGUGUCAGGAAAGAGUGAAAUAUGCCUUUAAAUGGUAUUGAGGUUUUUUAGUGUUGUUUGCUGAACGGCAAAUGGACAGAAGCAGCAAAUCUGCACAUUUGUGGUAUUAGAACCAAAGGUUUUUGAAAAUUUUCUUUAAAAAUAUCAAAUUUAUCUAUUUAUGCUGCGUUCAAGUUACCUCCGAAGUCAGAUGUCAGAGCUGAAAAUGACGUCACACCUGAGUUAUCAGUAUUUCAAUUACCAAGUCGGAAAAAAGCAAAAUCGGAGUCGGAAACAAGAUGGCUACAUCUACGAAAGUUAUUUUAGCGUUCUCCUUCUUCAUGUUAUGUUCAGACAAGACAUGCACUAAAAUAACUUUUGAUUUUUUCCAACUUGGUAACUGAAACGCCGGUAACUCGGGUGUGACUUCUGAGGUAACUCAAAUGCAGCAAUAUUCAUAGUCUUUAUCAUUGGGACUUAUCAAUGACCUCUUUUUUCAACCUCAAAGUUGUGUAUAAUUUGUGUUUUUGAACAAUAGCUUUACAUAAUGUGGUGUUUUCAUUCGUCCCACAGCACAACAUGCCCUUCUGGAGGAUCUCCAGCCAUUCAGACCUCAUGGCCCUCCACCAUGCUCUAGACCUGGAGUACUUGUAGCACUACAUCACCUCCGCCUACCUGGCUGUGCUUCAGCAACACCCUGCAACCUUUCACCUUCACCCUGCAGCUCCAUCCCACGCUUACUGCAGUCCCUGCAGAACCCACCUCCUCCACCCCUCCUCAGUGCUGCCUGGCGUCUGUCUUCCACUCCACAGGAAGAAAAGAAGAGAAGGAGGAUGGGGGUAAAAGAGGCUGAGCACACGGUUAAUGUGCUGACAUACAGUCACACUUUGUCUUAACCUGAAACUUUUUUUUUUUUUUUUUGUUUUAAAUCUGGAAGCGAAGGAGAGAGGUGAAUUUACGGCGCUGCAGCUGCUUGCCCUGGUUACUGUGAAUCGGCCGCUUUCUGAAGCUGUCAAAGUGUUUUACGGCCCCAUGUUUCAGCCAGGACUCUGUCAGGGUUCACACCUGUGAGGGGAGCAGAGCUACUGACGGCCUCGCUCGCCUCGCCACAGAAAAACACAGGAGCACGACUACUGGUGGUGACAUUUCUCCAUCCCUUUGGCUCCCUCCUUCAACUCUUGACCUGCUCCUUCUCUGUCUGUCUACCUUUGACUCCCCCCCCCCCCGUCGUGAGACAGACAGACAAAGCGACUGCUUCUCUGUCGGCCCUGGAGUCCUGAGCUUCUUAUUUAUGAACGGAGACUUUAAGGGUGGCACCGUUCCACUGAGAAGGUACCUCGAUGACAAAAAGACUCGUGCCUUUUACAGAGUACUACAACAGUAAGAGGAGGACAUUCGUGGAUUAAAAAAAAAUUAAAAAGGGGGUUUUCUAAUAAUUUAAGAAAAAACAAAAAACUUUAUUUACAAUGCUGAGACAAUCGUGUAUAGAGGAAGUUUUUUUGUGUGUGUAAGUUUGUAAUCACUGGACUAUUCCUUCCUAUAUUCAUUUAGGUACGUGAUCUUGAAAGGUGGUAACGCUUUUUCAUGGAAGUAAAAAAAAAAAAAAAUUUAAAGGCAUCCCAAAGCACAGGAGCUUGUGCGGCGCCUGAAAGUGUUGAUGUGUUGGAGUUUUGUUCAGUAAACAAAUAUGUAGAUAACAGGAUUUUGUGAACAAUCGUUUUGUCAAGACCAAAAGCAUGGAUGUCAAGUGUCAAUGAGCUCUCAUCUAAAUCUGUGAUUUUUCUUGUCCUCACAGGAAACUUCAAUCACAACAGGUCUCCUCUACUGCAAGUUUAAGACUCAUAUUUUAAAGGGAAAAAGGGGGUUUUCUUUGUUUGUUUUUUUUAUGUUUCAGAAAGGUAGCUCACUUCUUUUGUCCUCAAAACAUUUCACCAGCUUGCAGCCCUGACCCCGUAAAUCUGGAGGCGAACUUAAUUUGAAGGGUUUCUGAUAUUGUGCGGAAGUGAAAAGUUGUGAUUUUAUGCCUCCUGGCAGCCAUUUUAACGACAAAUUUAAAUCAAUCAAAUAUUUAAAAAAGCAGGCUUGAAUAGGUUUUAUUAUCUUUUAUACAAGCGCUAUAACAACUCUUGUACAGCAAGCGUAAUUUUGUAUGAUAUGGUGUUUUUAUUUGAACAUUCUGUGUCCCUCUUUGAAAUAGCUGAAACACAUGAAGCCCUUUUGUAUGAUGCUUCUACGUCUGUGGGUAGAAAACCAUGAUGAACAUUUAGAGUAAAGCCACUAUAGCUUCGAGGGGUUUGUGAACAUACAGGACAUGUGCUAUCGACUGUGAAUUUCUUAAACAGAAACCGAUUCCACGCGUUUCUCAUUUUUUCCCUCCUUUGCACAUGAUCAUUGUCGGCCUUUACUUUUCAAUUUGGUGUCCUCGUACUUCCCCACACCCACCCACCCGCCUCCUCUCCUCUCUUCAUCUUCUCAAACAAACUUCUCCCCCCCACACUCUGGGGGGGUUUCUACAUAUUGCUGCUAGAUCCAGGUAACGGUAGGUCAAUAGGGGAAAUGUUUUAUAGAUUCAUACAGCACGCCUUUUUUUUAUUAUGUUGCAAUCAUAAAUGCAAACUGGAAAUACUUUACACUACACGGGCCUCAUUGUGAAAUGCAAAAGAUUGUUGUGUCUGCAAAAUAUGUGUACAGAUGUUUUUGACAUUAUUAUUUGAUUGUGUUUAAAUUAAUAAAACUGAUUUGUGAACUGUU